CGCUAGCUUUCCUCUCGGUGGGCUGGGUUAAGUCCAGCGGAGACGCGAUCUCUAGGAGGAGGAGGUGGCGGCGGUCGCUAAAAUCAGGCUUGUGUAUCGCGAUAAGGACCCCCUCAACCGCGGUGACUGGGAGGGGCUCGGAGUGUGCGAGCACGCCCCCGGCAACCAGGUGAGUGCAAGGAGGCACGAUAUGACGCGAUACGGCGCGACAGACCCCACCCUGGUAUCACCGUCCCUGACUUACCCUCCCCCAUGGCUCUACCUAUUGUAUCACCUUAUCCCCCCCAUAUACACGUGUAGGAUAUCAGGCAGAUAGUGUACACUGACAUACUGCAGGGAUAGAUGGUCCAGUGUGAAUAGCAAGGCACUGCCUAUAGGAAUCCAUGUAGGGCAGUGAUGGCUAGACAUGGUGGGAGCCAUCAUAUUGCAGAGAUAGAGAGAGUACCAAAGGCAAGUCAUCACAUUGCUCCAUUGAUAUACUCCCCAACAGCAUCACUACCCCAUCACUACCCCCUCUCCCCCCCUACAGCAUUUUAUGACAUUUGGGCUUCAGGUAGUGGAUGCUCAAUCUAAAGUACCAAUGAUGUCUGGGCAAUCUGUAUUUUUAGAUUGGUGACUUAGAAUUCACUAGUCGUAUUACAUGAUUCAGACAGAUAAUAUUGCUUUGGAUUAGACACAGGGUGAACAGACAUUUAAAAUGUAACACUAUCAAUGGUUUAAAAAAUAAAUAAAGAAAAAACCCUUUUUAGAUCUAUGGUAAACCGUAUUCCUGUUCUGCAGUAUUGACAUAUUCCACAGUAUACUGCAGAGGUACUGAUGUGUGUUAAAAUGCGUGUAGGUAAAUGUGUGAAUAUAUACAUAUAUUAUAAAUAUUUUAUAAUAUCCGUAUACAAUGUCCGGGAACUGCAAAGUAAACUAUUGGUGACACUUGUUACCCCUUCAACAUCAAAGUAGAGUCUAAAUAUUUUUUAUGCAUUUUGCAUAAAUGGGAGAUAUAGUUAACAACAUUUGGAGUGCUGAAGGUUGCCUAGCCCUGCUGUAAAUACACUUUUUUUUUUUUUUUAAUAAAUUUUUAAACUAUAUAUUUACUGUGUUGCUUCAAUGCAGACAUUUUCAAAUUUAUUACCAUUUUUAGUAAGCAUGUACUUCAGAUCCCUUAUCUCUAUACAAAGAUUUGAGACCUUGUGUGAAAUAUUGCAAGAUAAAGGAAUCUGUAUACUCUCUCUAAAGCAUCCCCCCCCCCCAUUUUUUUGUUGUUGUUGUAAAGGAUGACCAGUUAAACAAUUGUGUCAAUUUACAUUGCUUUGUUGACAAACUUAAAACUUUCUAUACACUAAAAUGUUAUGUUUACAUGUUAGCUAUGCAUCCGUUGCAUUGAAUAUAUGUAAUGCUAAUAUUUUGUUCAAUCGAAAAGUGCUCGAUAGUGAAGGAGUUAAAGAGGCACUAGCAAAAACCUCCUAUUAGCUUGUCCAACUUUCAAUGAUGAUAAUAGACCUAGGUAUCUGGUAACAAGUUAUCAUUGCUGUGCAGUGUCCUAAACUUGGGGUGGUUAAUCAAGUUAGGGCACUGUAAUUGUUUGUUUGUUUUUUUCUCAUUGAAGUGGUUAUAGUGUCGUCCCCUGGCAACAUCUUCACUCUAAACUAAACUGUUUUUAAUGCUAAACAAGAUUCCCCAGCAGCCCGUCCCUUUUUAUUUGUUCUAAUGAGGAAGCAUUAGCCUGCGCAGCAGUAGGGAGCUCUGAUUGGUUAAGAGUCCCAGCUGACUGCUUGAUUUAAUAAAUUACAGCACCCAUUGCUGGUAUGAAUUGGUGUGGCUUGAAAGAAGUCUGCAAUCUCUGCUUUAGCUAUACUAGAGACUCUUUAUUUUUUUUAAAUUUUUUUUUUUUUAAAGAGUUUAAGCCCUUUAAAGAUGGAGUAAAUUGUCCAGGUUCUGAACCAAAACAAACACUAGAAUUUUUGAGCUACAUGCUUGUGUAACAACACACUGAUAGGCCACCACAUUAAAACCACUGACAUGUUAAGUAAAUAACAUUGAUAAUAUUGUUACAAUGGCACCGGUCAAUGGGUAAGAUAAAUUGGGCAGCAAGGGAACAGUCGGUUCUUGAAUUCCAUGUGCUGGAAGCAGGAAAAAUGGGCAAAAGAAAAAAAAUUGAGUGCCAUUGACAAUGGCCAUACCUGAUUGCUAGGCGCCUGGAUCAGUGCAUCUUCAAAACGGCAAGUCUUGUGGGGUGUUCCCAGUAUGUAGUAGUUGGUACCAAAAAAAAGUGGUGCAAUGAAGGGAAACAGGUGAACUGGUGUUGAGUUCAUGGGAGCCCAAGGCUCAUUGAUGCAUGUGGGGAGUGAAGGCUAGCACAUCUGGUCCAUCUCAGAAGAGCUACUGUAGCUCAAAUUGCUGAAAAACAUACUGCUGCCCAUGAAAGGUGUCAGAACACACAGUGCAUAACAGUUUUUUUGCACAGCCACAGACUUGUCAGAGUGCCCAUGAUCACCCACGUCCACUGCUAAAAACGCUUUUAGUGGGGAUGUGAGACUUGGAUCUGGACCAUGGAGCAGUGGAAUAGCCUGGCCCGAUGAAUCACGUUUUCUUUUAGAUCGGAUAGGUGCCUGUGUGGUGGUGGUUUUGUUUACCUGUGGAAGAGAUGGCAGCAGGCUGCACUAUGGGAAGAAGGAAGGUCAGCGGAGGCAGGGUUAUGCUCUGUGCUGUGUUCUGCUGACAAACCUUGGGUCCUAGCAUUCAUGUGGAUGUAACUUUGACACGUGCCACCUAGAGAUUGUUGCAGACCGCAAUGGUGUUCCCUGAUGGUAGAGGACUUUUUCAGCAGGAUAAUGCUCCCUGCUACACUGCUAAAACAUUUUCAGUAAUGGUUUGAAGGACACUACAAAGAGUUGAAGGUGUUGCCACGGCCUCGAAAUUCCCCAGAGCCCGACCCAAUUGAGCACUGUGGAUGUACUGGAACCACUAUUCCGAUCCAAGCUCCAUGUGCUCCUUUGCUGCAGCAAUGAUCACAAGGAUAUAUAGGUUCAGCUGCUAAUGUUUUGGUGCCAGAAACAGGACACAUUCAGAGGUAUUGUGGAGUCCAUGUCUCCGCACAUCAGCGCUGUUUUGGCAGCAUGAGGAGGAACCUGCACGAUAUUUACUUUUUUUUUAUUAAAAAAAUAAUAAUUUGGUAAUUACAUUAACAAAGCAUUUGUACAAAUUACUAAUUUUUUACAUUUUGUAGAAGACCCUUCUUUUCAAUUUUGUAACACUUAAUAGAUAACACACACAAAUGGGGGGGCGGGCAGAAAACUAAAUCUAUAUGGUGUAUAGAGAACAUAUAGUAGGCAAGAAAAACUAGGGGGUAUCUUAAUUGUCUAUAGGAAAAACCUCUAUCUGGCCCUAAUUCAUCCUGAGCCUAUCCCUCACCUUACCCUAAGAGCUCUCCCUACACUAACCCUGCCUUUAUCUCUGUGACCAAAAGAUUCCCUACUCCUUACCCUAUCUGACCGUAUCCAUGUCCCUAUCUUUCCCUAGUGUGUGUGUGUGUGUAUAUAUAUAUGACUAGGGAAAGAUAGGGACAUGGAUAGGGUAAGGAGUAGGGUGUAUGUGUGUGUGUAUAUAUGUAUGCGCCCAAAAUGACUUGUAGUCUUCUACUUACUACCUAACUUAGGUCACCAUCAUGCACAAUUUAAUUUUUCACAAAUCUAAAGAAAGAACUUUAAGGAGGGGGGACAGUUUCUCACCUUCCAUCCCACCUCGGUACCCCCCAACCCAUAUCUGAAUGCUAUAUACCUUCCCUCCUGGGUAAAAAAGAAAAAAAAUAAUACCUACUUUUAUUGUGUUUUGUAUCACACCUACCCAAAUCUGCCUUCUAACCUCUGGAUUCAAGGCAUCUGAACCAAAUUUGGAAUCAAUAAGGAAUCCAUUCUUUAUGAUAAAAGUGCAGUUCAAGGGUCAGCCAGCAGAAGUGAUGCACCAAUGGAAAAAACAAAAUGCAUUGUUGACUACAAAAAAUAUAUGGUGGGGAGAUAAUGCACUGAUCAGACAAACUAUUAUUUAUAUAGCGCCAUCAGAUUCUGUAGUGCUGUACAAUGGGCCAGCCUUAUCUGGUUUACCUCAAAACAAAAACCAGUACAAAAAAUGCCACAUGCCUGACAGAUUGCACUUUCCAAUUCAUGCAUGCUGAGAGACUUUGCAGAAAGCACUUUGCUUGUAAAAUCUCCCCAACAAUCUUUAAAAAAAAAAAAGUGUAGUCUGUUGCAAAAAGAGGAGUUAGAAGAGAUUGUUUAUUUAUUAUUGCCCUUCCUGCUAUUCUCUAAAUGCGUUUCUAAAUGUUUUAAGUGUGCCAACAGCGUGAAUUUGAAUUAAAUCGUAGUUUUUAAACUUAAACACUCAUUCUUGCUGGCUGUGAUAAUUAUUUUUAAUAUUUCCAACCAAAUGAAGAUUUCAUUUAUAGAACAAUAAAUUUUCAGAUUAGUUUAACAGUUCUAUCAGAACUCUUUUUGUUCUGUACCAUUAGAAACACAUAGUUCUGCUUGCAAUAAUUUCAUCAUUAUCUAUCUCCAGUUUAAUAACGAUAGUUGCACUUAAUUGAGAUUAGCCAGCUAGCUCUAGGUCUGGGCUUGCUGAUGACACUCAUGAUUAUGCCAGAGGUGGAGCUAAAGGGUUAAUCUCUGUAGGUGCAGUGUUUCAAAGUGAAAUACUGCACAUACAGAUUCCUUGCACCAUGACCACUUCAAGUCACUGAAGUAGUCAUGGUGGUUGGAGUCACCCUUUCAAGUUCAACUAACAGGGCAGGAGAUAACAUCUUCUAAAGCCCAAAACUGCUCUUUCACAUAUAUGAUUUGAAAACUAAACUAUUUUUUUCAUUUAGGCUGUUAGUAACAGCUAGGGCUGCAUAAACAGAAACAAAAGUGAUGUAACUCCUAUAUGGCAGAGAAUUGAGCGGUGAGAUUGCAGAAGCGUGAUCUGAACACUAAAACUGCUUCAUUAAGCCAUAGUUGUUUUGGUGCAUAGAGUAUCUCGUUGUAAGAAUAAAUUCUAAAAGUGUGAAAAAUUAAGAAAUUUUUAUUUUUUUCCAAGUCCUGCAUUCCAUCAUCCCCCACCCCCCUGUGAAUAUCAUAGAAUGUAACAUACAUUUAGACUCCUUAAUGUCCCAUGAGUACCACACUUUGUACAGGUGUUUUUUGUUUGUUUUUGUUUUUUGUUAGUUAUAGGGCUGAAAUGGGCCUCAGUCUUCAUACUUGGAUAAUAGGCAAGUUGAUUGUUUUGUUCUACAUUGCCUUUGAGGCAGCGUGGCAGCCAAGGAAAGAGAACUUAACCCUUUUGGAAAUGGUAUGCCAUGAAAGGGUAUGUUCCCUUUUUCACACUGCUGUUUCACUGUUUGUAUCAUCAUCCUUCUUUGUUUUGCUGCUAUAAAACACUUAUAUUUGUAUUAAAUGAUGUCCCACGAAUUCAACCCUCAUGUUCAGGUUUUAUGGUGUUUUUUGAUAUUACAGGGCCAGUGAUAGAGCCUGUCCAUUUCUGUCUUCAUACAUGUUAAUUUGAUUUAUUUUCUGGCACUUUUAUGGCAUAGCAUAUUCAAAAGUAGUCAGCCCAAGGUAUUCUAAAUGGGGUAUUGAAAGUUGUUUGGUGUAGCCAUUUUAAAAUACAGGGACAGACCGAGUUCAGUGUAUUUAAUAAGCAGAGUAGUUGGUACAGACAGAUGACAGAGUAAUCAGAAUAACUGUCAGGGGUGGCGGACCGGUGACCCAGUAUGCCUGAUCUUGAAAGUAGGAGUCACUGUGUGGAAAUGGAUUCUCAGGGCCUGGUGCAUGAUAACCACACGCCCCCUGGUGUUGAGCACCAGCGUUUGUGCGGCCACAUACCAGGGCCCUGAUGCAGCUUCUGCGGAUCCCAGGUGCCAGAUGACAAUAUGCAGACCUCCCAGGAUCUGAAUAGGGAGGCUCUGCAGCAGAUAUGUAUCCAGUACUAGAAACAAGGCAAGACUCGAACAGGCACCUGACAAGACUAGAAGAACCCAGAACCGGAGCAAGGCAGAAAGCAGAACCCAGAACAUGUACACAAGACAUGAGGAAAAACAAGAACAGAGCAGGACAGGACUGGACAUGAACUGGGAAUACAAGACAAAAUAAAACCAGACUAAGAGAUACAAGGCAAAACAAGAGGAGACCUAACUAAGUACUAAUAUGUGCAAUAAACAUUGGAGAUUUAGACAUACAUAAAUGGCCAAGAUGUACGCAGCCCACCACUGCGUUAAAGUACUCCAAUUAAGGUGGAUCCUAGACUGCCUAGAUAUGCAUGACCAAAUAAACAAUAAUAAAACACACACAGUACUUACCUGCAAGAAAAGGGCAGAGUACUUGGAACAACUGCCUGCAGGAACCAACUGAAACAAAAGGAUUAAUGGAAAAGGAAAGGGUGUUGCAACAUAAAGCAAACAUAUAUAAAGGAAUCCAGGAGACUGGGAAUUCCAGGAACGGAAUGCAGGAAUGCACCCAGAAAACCAGACAUGGAAUUGAAAACCAGAAAAAACAUGAAAAACGAAACAAGAAUUGUAAAAAGAGUACUGGAUACCAGAAGCCAAGGCCAGACAUCUCCGCAGGAUGUGACAAUAACUAUCAACCAGUAAAUCAAGUCACAUACAGAGUCUUUUGAGUUUAAAGGGACACUGUAGGCACCCAGUUCUAAAAUAUAUAUAUAUAUAUAUAUAUAUAUAUAUAUAUAUAUAUAUAUCUCUAUCUAUCUACUGGUGAGAUUGCAGCCUCGGCAAGAGGGGAGAGGAGCACGAAGAGCAGCUCCAGAUCCCUCACUCCCACCAGCAGCAGGUCCAGGACUUCAAGCCACCCUUUUAGAUGCACAAAGUAAGCUACCAAGAGGGUGGCCGGAGAUAUAAAAAAAUAUCACUUGUAUGUUUAUGUAAGAUUGUGUGGGUGUGUGUCAGGGUGUGCAUCUGUGUGUAUUUGUCAGUUUGCUUCUCUAUGUCAAGGUGUGUGUAUUCAUGUCAGUGUUUGUAUGUGUGUGAGGGUGCAUGUAACUGUCAUAGUGUGAUUGUGUGUAUAUGUCAUUGUCCUUGCAGUCAAACACCAACACAACAUACAAUCAAUGUGCAGUCUAACACAAAUAUUACAUACAAACACACCCCUGCUUUUAAACUCCAAAAUUAUAUACAAACACAAAUGCUUCACACAAAUGUACCCUACAUUGAAAAAUUAUAUCCUUGACUAUUCUGUUUUUGCAAGUAUGCAUCUAGUUGCUGUUUGAACAUCUAUAUGGACUCUGAUAAAACCACUUCUUCAGGCAGAUAAUUCCACAUCCUUAUUGUUCCUACAGUAAAAAAAAAAAACCUCUUCUUUGCCUUAGAUUAAAUCUCCUUUCUUCCAGCCUAAAUGUGCGACCUCAUGUCCUAUGUAAAGUCUAAUUUGUGAAUAGAUUUCCACACAAUGGUUUGUACUGGCCCCGAAUAUAUUUGUAUAAAGUUAUCAUAUCCCCUCUCAGGCAACGUUUUUCUAAACUAAAGAAGUUUAAAUUUGUUAACUGAUCAGUGUUAUUACAUGAAAGUGUUAAAACGUACUGUUUGAAUUCAUUGGCUGUGACAUUGUAACAGUGAUUCCGGUGACAGCCUGUCACCACAAUCACAUGACUAGGGCAGCACUGAUUGACUGCUGGGCCUGCACAGGUAGCCAGGCAGGUCCAUCAAUGGGAUUCAGAUCGGUGAGUAUGCAAGUAAGGAUGUGUUAUUACGACCUAACAUUUUGGAAACCCAUGCUUUUCAUGGCAUAAUGACCAGUAAUAAGGUUGCAAAAGGGUUAAACAGCUUGAAAAUUGCUUAACACUGAAUGGAGGGAAGGCGCCCAUGGACUCCAGCACUAAACCAAUUCCGUAAGAUUAAGUGUUUAUACAUCCGAGCUGUAGGUUCUAGGAGAGGGCUCAAACGGAUUCACACUCGGAAGACAGAGAGGCCCAUAGACUGUUUACUACAGCUCAUUGUAGUAGAAGUGGUGCAGUUUUGGUGCUUACAUUGCCUCUGCAAGCUGCCAGCCUCUCAAAUUGGGACUGGUCAUGGUUUUAAACUUCAUAAUCAGUUUUAAAUUAUUUGGAUUUUGUAUGUGUUCAGUGGGCCCAACUAAUUUUAGUUAGAUUUUAUGUGUUCAACACUUUUUGGACAGCGCAGGUAACUUUUUUCCUUUGGUUUUUACUAUAUAUAUUGGGGCUGUGGUCGUUGCUGCCGCCCAGGAGUAUUGGGAGUGAGCGCAGGACUUAUCUUUUUGUAUUUGUAUUCACUUUUUGGAUAGUUUAUGUCUUCAUGGAUUUUCUUUAAGUGCAUAGAUAUUAAUUUUCGUACAUUGCUUUUUGUCUGUUUUUGUCACAAGUGUAAGUUCUAUGGAACUGACAGUUCCUCAUUUCACAACCCUUGUAAAAUCUUUUGCUGUUAACUGGGGUGAACAUUGCAGCCUAUGUGGACAACUCAGCAGCGGUUAAAGUGGCUCUGUCACCUUCAGAGGUCUUUGCAGAUAUUGUAGUUUCAGCUCCCCCAAAUAUCCCAUAGUGCGCACAUCAGAAAAAAAGAUGGGGAGCUCAUCUAGCUUCUUAUAUGAACCAAGGCAUAUGGAGUCUGUAAGUAAAAAUAUAUGGAUAGAGAAUAAUUUUUAUCAAUGAUACCUGGGUAUUGCUGUCUGCCUGUGGCCACGCAGCCUGCUUCUGGAUUCUCCUGCAGAAGAAUCUGGUUAGCUAUAGAUAGCUAAUCAGAGCCUUUCUGCAUUGCACUCAGCGGAGUAUUCUCAGCCAUUGAGUGCAGGUGUCUGUCGGUCUGCUUAAUUUGGUGACUGCAUCUGGCUUCUCCUGCAGGGGAAGCCUAUUUAAUCACCAUUUUUUUUCUGUUGUAUACCGUCGCUAUAGGAGGGAUAUUUUUCCUUAAGGUGGACAAAGAAAAUCCACCCCUUCGUGCCUUAAAUAACUACAAGCAGCCCACAGCAUCCGGUUCCACUUGUCUCAUGUGCAGGACAGACGGGAGCCUCUGGAUCAGAUUCGGACGGUGAGGUGCGCAUGUUGCAACCUGGGGGCAUGGCCAGAUAGUUCCCUGGGUGGAAAACUAUAAGGCAGCCAUCCAGGAGCCCGACAAAAGUAAAGGAACAAGUCAGGUAGUAGUCUGUGUUUGUAUUUUUUUUUAUUUUUUUUUAAAUGGCUCUUCAGAAGUGCACAAGUCUCUAGAGGUGGCUUUGGGAGGUGCUGAGAAGGCAUGGAGUCUUCAACCAAAUGCAGAUCACGCUACAGAAUAUACGCAAACUCAAUUGCGUUUCUGCUGCCAAUUUUGACAUAUUAGGUGCCUAUUUAAGCUGUGCAUACCUGUCUGAUAGCCAGGGUGCUUGUCAGUACAGGACUACAGUGUCACCAGCAACCCCCUCCUCCCUCCGUGGUUCUGUGGUCUUUAAGGUAAUGAAUAUACCUUUUCUUUUAACUUAAAGUCUUCAUGGCUAUUUCUUCUCUCACAAGGCUUCGAUUUAAUAUAUUUUACAGAUGAUUUUUCCUAUCUCCCAAGAUAAGAUGGAUAAACCAUAUAAGCCUGUUUACCACAUCUCCAAGACUUAAGGCAUCUUGCAAAACAAAGCAUCUCGCUUGUAUUGAAUGUGCCAUCCGAACAGCUGUAAGAAAAAGAUUUGUAACUAAUGCUCAACAGAAUAAUUUGAAAGAGCUAAACAAGAGGAGGUGCAUACAUUUCUUAAAUGGUUCCACGUAAACCUCUCCCAGACUUAUGAGACAUUUUAAAAAACCAGUUGCUAAAUCCAAAGAUUCUACAUCUAUGAGUGGCAGAACCAGUAAAGGAAAGAAAAUGCAGAUGUCCUUGUCGUCAGGCGAAUGCUCACAUUGGUCAGACACACCUAUCCAGGGUUUAAUCAAGUUUGUUAAAGGACCACUAUAGUGCCAGGAAAACAUACUUGUUUUCCUGGCACUAUAGUGCCCUGAGGGUGCCCCCACCCUCAGGGUCCCCCUCCCGCCCGGCUCUGGAAGGGGGAAAGGGUUUAAAACUUACCUUUUUCCAGCGCUGGGCGGGGAGCUCUCCUCCUCCGAUCCUCCUCUUCUCCUCCCCGUCAGCUGAAUGCGCACGCGCGGCAAGAGCUACGCACGCAUUCAGCCGGUCACAUAGGAAAGCAUUCAUAAUGCUUUCCUAUGGACGCUGGCGUGCUCUCACUGUGAAAAUCACAGUGAGAAGCACGCAAGCGCCUCUAGCGGCUGUCAAUGAGACAGCCACUAGAGGAAAUAGGGGAAGGCUUAACCCAUUCAUAAACAUAGCAGUUUCUCUGAAACUGCUAUGUUUAUGAAAAAAUGGGUUAACCCUAGCUGGACCUGGCACCCAGACCACUUCAUUAAGCUGAAGUGGUCUGGGUGCCUAGAGUGGUCCUUUAAAUAGAUGGUGUCUGUUAUGGGGAAAGGUGAUAUUCUACAGAAAAAGGGAAGGGUUUCCCAUUGCAUCCAAAAUAUUCAUGCCUCACAAAUGGUUCUUAUCUGCCUUCACAUUCUAUGUAAUCUGGAAUGGAAAAGCCCGGAAAAGAGAGGCUUUAUUUCUAAGCAUUUUAAACAGAUCUUAAUAUACAAGAUUCUGAAAACUAGAAAGAAUUGCAAAAGGUGGAUGUGCAAGUCACACCGUUAUAUAAAAAAAAAAAAACACUAUACCCCUUGGAGAAUUAACUGGGCUCAAUGAUCCAAUGGACAAGCAUGCAGGGGCAAUGCUAUAAGAAAGAGAGCAGUUAAAUAUAUGCAUUCAGGAUGACAAAAGUCAGGGGCAAAGAGAUCUGAAAAGGUGAGAUGGGACGGAAGGAAAGGAGAAGCAAAGCCACCUCCUAUUCAGUAGCUGGGGAGAAUAACUGAAGGGUGGGAAGGCACUGUGCAGAUACUGAGGUGAGAAACAAAAACAAUCAAGGAAAAAAGCAGAGGAGAAAUACUCAUGAGGGAAUGGGAGAGAUCAGAUAGGUGAAAGUCAUGCAUUGUAAACCUAGAUUAACAAGACCCAGUGCAAUAACUCUAACACUAACAAAAAUAAACAAAUAUUUGACAGAGAGUUGAGCAUGGACGGUACAAUGGUCUUCAAUUAAACAGUAAUGUUAUAUAGGAUGAAGGUAGAUCGGAAUACAAUAGAAAAAUAAGAUUGUUAGAAUAAGUAAGGCCAGUAUCUUGAAUAUAUUUAUCUCAGUCCUGUGUGCAAACUUAAGAAUGUUUGUUUGGGGCACAUGCUCUUACUUCAACCAUCAUGACCAUUUUUUCUUUUAGAAGUGGUCAUAGUUUUAGGAUAUAAUAAUUUUUGUGCUAGGUACUCUCCAGGCACAUGUGACAGAGCACUGGCCUGCCUAAUGUCAAUACUAUGCAAAAAUAAAUGUCCGCUCACUGACAGACAUACUGAGGUUUUACCUUUGCAGGUACCACCUGCAAGAGGAAGUGUUCAUCUCCCUUCCAUCGUAUAACACCUUCCCUCUCUCCUCAUUCUCCCUAUCCCCUUAAUCAACCGUUUUUUUGUUGUUGUUGUUUUUUUUUAUUUUAUUUUUUUUCCAUCUCCUGUUCAGCACCAUUCUCUCCACUUACCAGCUCAGACCGCCCACAUGCGCUCUGAACUGAUUUAAAUGGAAACUAUAGGCACCCAGACCACUUCAGCUCAUUGAAGUGGUCUGGCUGCAAUGCCCCUUAACCCUACAGCACAGUAGUAAUUAUUGCAGUUUCUGAGAAACUGCAAUAAUUACCUCUCAGGGUUAAUUCCACCUCUAGUGACUGUCUAUCAGCCACUAGAGGGUCUUCCGGGUGUUUAGACUGCUUUUGGUUGUUCAAAUGACGCUGGACGUCCUCACGAUAUGCAUGAGGACAUCCAGUGUUAAAGGAAUCCUAAUGCGAGCGCGGCCAUUUCCGCGCAUGCACAUUAGGUCUCCCCCCCCACCUAAUGUAAAUUCAAUCACCCCAGCCUCCCUACCUUUUGAGAGUGCUGGGGUGGAUUCUCGCUUUCCCUGGGGUCCAGUGGGACUGCUGGGCGGCUGGCCAAUCGCUGCAGUCGGCGAGGGAGCACUAAUCCUCCUGUUCCGCUCCCUUGCGCGCCGCGUAGUGAUGACUGGGCCAGAGUGACGUCAUUUUCCGGCUCCGGCAUCACUGCGGUGCACGCAGGGUAGCUGAACAGGAGGAUCAGUGCUCCCUUGCCGCCCGCCUGGAAAAUGCCGCUGCUGCCAGCCUCGGGGGCCCUUUUUUUCCACCCUUGGAAAGUGCUGCCCAAUGCAAAUGCCUUGUCAGCCUCGCGGUAAAUACACCACUGGCUGCCGUGACUUUACCAGACUGGCGGUGGAAACUUACCUGUUUUUUGGGGGGGGAAGGGGAGCAAGACAGUAGGCCCAAUAAUGCAUUCCUGAUUAAAUGUUGAAUAAAAAUGGGUUGGAGUAACCAUUUAAACAUCCAGAGGUAGACAACUUUUGGCACUCCAGAUGUUGUGGUCUAUAGCUCCCAUAAUGUUUGUGCAUCCAUAAUACUGGUAGAGUAUCAUAGGAGAUGUAAUCCACACAACAAAUGGAGUGCUGAAUGUUGCCUAACACUGCUGUAAGCCUCAAAAUGAAUGCGGCACUGUCCCCCGAAAAAUUUGCAUUUUAUAAAGAUAGAAUUUUUAUGAAAUACUCAUUUUGACUAUGGUUGAAUUUCUCUGAAAUUAUAACCCUGUCAAGAGAGCUAAAGUACAGACUACUUUGUCUCUGUAUGUCUCCUCUGCCUGACUUUCUUUGACUUGGGAUGGAGUCUCUGUAAAUACCGACCGCUGUCACCAGUGUCUAGGGAGGAUCCCACGGUCUUGCAGGAUGCACCAUAGACCUCAAUGCUGUACUCAUGCACAUCAAGAUGGCUGCGUCCUUGAGGGAUAGGUUCAGGUAAGUAAGUCUCACCUUUACCUGUAUUGUGGCUUUCCCAACUAGAGGAGAUGUGGGUAGGGGAACAAUAAAAAGACAAAUCUCUCCAGGUAGAAUAAACUCAAAAGACUGCAGGGGAAAAAAAUCUGUGCACCAAUAACUUUAGUAAACUGAAGUGGUGUUGGUGCUUAGACUGACCAUUGCAAUUCUGAUUACCCUAGUCAUAGACUUUAAGGGACUUCAGGCUUAAUGAUUAGUGCAAGAAUCACAACACCUUUUCUUAGUUGUUCACAGUGCCUGUGUAUAUUGCGGAACUGCCUCAUUUGUGGGGCUUACAGCAGUUGCCAGGUACAAGAUAAUCAACAGUGGUUGCUUCCAGCCUUACAUCACUGGCUGAGACGGCUAAUCAUUUUUACAAUGUUUCAGAAAUCAUAUUACUAUUCUGUUUCAUGUGUGAGGCAUCUAUCAACAAUCUAAUACAUUCUGGAAUUAGCUUGUACAGAAGCCCAUAUGAAGCUGCUGCUACAUGAUACCACAAUGAUUGGAUUCCUAGGGCAGCCUUCAGAGUUUAUUGCUGGACUGUCUCACUAGUAUAGCAUUUAGUAAUAGUUGUGCCUUGCCACUAUAGGGAAGAUCAAUGGCUCAGAUUGACUGGGUACAUCAUCAAGACACUUUGUGAUGACUAACCAUGUACAUUGGCCAUCAAUGAGUUAAAGAGGAAUAUGAAAAUUAUGGAUCCAUGCAUUCCUAGUAAGCAUUUAUCUGUAACUAUGUUCCCUCUACUGAGGCUUUAUGAUUCUUUAUAUGAAUGUUACUUUGGUUACUAUCCAGCUCUCUUAUAGGAAGAAUAAAGAUGAUUAUAUGAGUUUUAGUAACUGGAUUGUCUUAUAUUAAUUGAUGAAUUGAUUAACAGAGGAAAUUAAUAAAAAAAAAAAUUUUUUUUAAAAGUAACAAUUUAUUCAGAAAAUGUGAUUUGGACAUGUAUAUUUGUAAUUUUGUUUAAAUUACAUUAUCUAUUACUCUUCAUUUUUAUUACUAUAUGUAUCAAAUUAUGUGCACUAUUUUGCUAUAGGCCCAUGUGGAUUACAUUGUGUCAAAUGUUGUUGUGUUUAUACAGUGUACCACAUGAGUAAUUGGCUCUCACACACAUUGCACUAUGGUUCCAGUGGAAGCCGUUUCCCUAGGGAUAUAGUCACCACGUAUGGUGAACAUGUGUUAUGACAUAGAUUCACAUGAGUGCAGCAGGACGUACGCCUAUGCGUCUUCCAGCAAAACAUGAAAGGAAGUGCCGGGGAACCUCCGGUGAAGCGGAUUCCGUGGGGUGACGUUCUAAGCACCUUGAAUGUUUUGUUAAUUGUUUUAUCGGAGUGGGUAUAUAUUUGUGUGUGUUGCAAUGGUAUUUAGACUUGAUAAAGACCACAUGGCAUUGUUGAAAUGUCAUUAUGUGCUCUGAUUUCGAUUAAAGACUGUUUCCCAGUUGGAAUGCUGGGAUUUGUAAUGUUCAUAUUGAUUCUACAAGGGAUUUAGCCACCCUGUUUCCUUGAUUGCACUACUGCAGUCUGAGCAGCACUCUUCCACAAAGAUUUCAUGGACAUACCUCUGCUCUUUCCAAAGAGGAGAGAGAGCUUGUGUAUGGCAAAUAAACAGUGCAUGGAGUUUAGUUGAGGAUUCUGGGUCUGAAAAGAUAGUGCUAAAGAUUCCAAAAUUUUGAAAAAUAAAUUGGUAACCAGAUUAAGAAAAAAUUGCAUUAAUAAUUUACUUAUUUUUACAUUGUAAAUAUUUUUAUUUUUUUAUUUUUUUUACCUUAAUGUUAACUGUAAUCAUUAAAAAAAGUGGAAGGAAGGUAAUUUCCCAAUUAAAAGCAGUGACUGCAGGGGAAGGUGUGAAGCGGACUCUUGCCAUUUAGCGGUCCUUUUCAGAUCCUGGUGCUUCAUCUGACAGGGAGCGUCAUACGCAUGAGAGUAUAACACUGAUGCCUGUGGACGUGCCUUCUUCUCCUCUACAGCCGUCAUAGUGACUGCUGGAGUAAAUGACAACUUGACGACUGUAGCUCCACCUUUAUCAGAUCUUGUCAGGCGUAGGAAAAAUGCAUGAGUCAAAGUAGUUUUUAUUUUAUAAUUGUGAAAUACAUGUUUUUGUGGGAAGGGGGAGCAGUGACACCUGCUUUUAAGGUUUUUCCCUGCCUGCCCUACAACCAGGGAUAUGCUGUCAUCCUUAGUCUAUUGGUUCCAUAUUGAAUAUUGGUUACAGUUAAGCAGAUACUCUAAGCACCAAAACCAAUUUAAACGUAAUUAAUCCGUUAAGUGUAUAGAAUAUAGAUAAUGUCUGUACUAUCACUGUUGAAUUCUGACUAUUACGAGUUAAAUUCCUUUUGUUUAUGCAACAAUAGCCACACUUUCCCUGGGCUGUAACUCACACUGCCUCCAUGAAAAAAAUAAAUUUAAUAUUUCAUUCAGAUGCAACAGCACAUUGUGUCAGCCACCUACCUUUCUCCAGGGCUGGGUCCCUCUGUGCUAUGGAACUCUCCACCCCCUGCCGACGUUAGAUCCGAAUGAGCAUGAGUGGCAAGAGCCGCGCGCGCAUUCAAACAGCCCAUAUGAAAGCAUUACUCAAUGCUUUGCUAUGGAUGUCCAUCGUCUUCUCGCUGUACUUUUCACUGAGAAUCACGGAAGCACCUCUAGCGGCUGUCAGUGAGACAGCCACUAGAGCCUGGAUUAACCCUCAGUGAAUAUGAUUUCAGCUGCAGGGUUAAAACUAGAGGGACCUGGAACCCAGACCACUUCAUUGAGCUGAAGUGGUCUGGGUGCCAACAGUGGUCCUUUAAAUAUUGGAUCUCUCUUGAGAGAUACUGUGUAGGUCACAUGCAGGAGAGGUGUGAAUGGGCUGCAUAGACAAUUAACUCCUAGAACAAAUUGAGCUGUUAAACUGCAGCGGCAUGAUUUAUUCACCAAAACACCCCAUUAAGCUCAUAUUAUAUAUUGUCCCUUUAGUGUACGCUUUAAAUGUCUACAGAAAUUAAUUUUAUAAAUCCAUUCAGGUCCUGUGUGAUAAAAUGCAGAAUCAAGUGAAUAAUUAGCUCUAGAAAUAUCUGUACAAAUAGAAGCAACCUAAUAAAGUGCUCACACACAAAUAAAAAUAUUAACACUAUAAGGUGCGCUGUGCAAACAAACAAUUUGUAUAUUGUGACCACAUUAGCAAUUUUCAAAUAUCACCUUCCAAAUCACAAUAUACUGGUACAUGUCAAACACACAAAGUGCACUAUGCCCUUAAUGGGACACUGUAGGCAUCCAUACCACUUCAUCUCAUUAAUGUGCAGUGCCCCUGUUCCCUUAACCCUACAAUGUAAAACAUUGCAGUUUUAGAGAAACUGCUUUUACAUUGCAUUGUUAAGACUGCCUGUAGAGGGCCUUCCUGUUUCACGUUUUGCAUUGAGUAAAUGCUUUCCUAUGGAGAAGACCUAACAUUUGCGCCUUGGAGGAGCCAGAUCCAGCAUCAAGGGACAUCUGCACUGGAAUCGGAUAAAGGUGGUUUUGCUUGUUUCUCCGGGGGAGGGCGGGUGCAGUAGCAGAGGGACACUAGUGUUUGGAAUAUAGCUUUGCAUUAAAGGAACACUAUAGUGUUAGGAACACAGAUGCAAUUGCCCCAAAGAUGAAAAAGAAGGGGGAAACCCUCACAGUAGUUGUUCUAAAUUUCAACAUAAAAUGUACAUACAAAAAGGAGAAAAUAUAGAGUGUAAAACUUCAGGGCUUAAAUAUACUGAAACUAAAACUGCCAGAAUAUUCACAAAUGGAUAGUAGGUUAAAGGACCACUCUAGGCACCCAGACCACUUCAGCUUAAUGAAGUGGUCUGGGUGCCAGGUCCAGCUAGGGUUAACCCAUUUUUUAAGAAACAUAGCAGUUUCUGAGAAACUGCUAUGUUUAUGAAUGGGUUAAGCCUUCCCCCAUUCCCUCUAGUGGCUCUCUCAUUGACAGCCGCUAGAGGCGCUUGCGUGCUUCUCACUGUGAUUUUCACAGUGAGAGCACGCCAUCGUCCAUAGGGAAGCAUUGAUAAUGCUUUCCUAUGCGACCGGCUGAAUGCGCGCGCAGCACUUGCCGCGCGUGCGCAUUCAGCCGACGGGGAGGAGAGAAGGAGGAUCGGAGGAGGAAAGCUCCCCGCCCAGCGCUGGAAAAAGGUAAGUUUUUACCCAUUUCCCCCUUCCAGAGCCGGGCUGGAGGGGGACCCUGAGGGUGGGGGCACCCUCAGGGCACUAUAGUGCCAGGAAAACAAGUAUGUUUUCCUGGCACUAUAGUGGUCCUUUAAGACUGCUCAUGCUGUAAAGGCUCUGAGAUAUCCUGCAACAGGUGCAUUAAUUUGUAGUUUGCCUGGGGGUAUUGAACAAUGGAAAGCUUAGAAAUUUCAUUCCACAAAGCUAUAAAAGGAUGUGCAUAGAGAAAAAAACACACCCUAUUAUCCUCACAAUAAUAGUAGUAUAAAUUGGCUUUAGACAUCCAGUCCCAGUUACCAGUACACUAGAAACAGAUGUCCUGUACCCCAGUCUGCGCCGCCUGACCACACUACACUGAGUGAAGGGUAGGAGGGAGCGCUGUGCGCUACCCUUUUGCCGGUCACUCAAAUCUGGCGCCCCCUCCGGGCCGGUGCGCCGUAGGCGACUGCCUAAGUUGCCUAUAGGACGCGCGGGCGCUGUGGUACAAUGCAUGAUGGCGCAGUUCUCCUGUCACCGCGACAGUCUCAUUUCCCCGUAUUUAAACGCCUUGUGUCCACCCACACGGGGCUAUUCCACUAUCACAUACAGACAAAAAUGUAUCGAGCACCUACUGUCUUAAAGGAGCCAAGGAAGGCGAUUAGGUAUAUUUAAAAUAAAUAAAUAAAAAGGUUGCAAAAUGGAGGGCGGCGGGUAGCAUUAGGAGGAACUGCACAGAGGGGGUGAGAAUUAAGCUUCCCCUUUCAGGCACGCUGCCUGCAAGGGAGAAGCUGACCACAUCUGUUGCCAGCAAGCACAGCAUGAAGUAAUUUUUGCACAGAAUUGGCAGUACAUUACAUAUGCCUGGGUUACAACUAGCCCACGGCACAAAAGUGCAAAUAUGUGCAGAAUUUCAAGCUGACACACUGCACAUGCAGACUCCUAUCAACAUGACCACUUUAAAAAGUCAAAGUAGUCCUAAUGGUUGGAGUAACCCUUUAAGUAUAAAAGAGGCUAAUUGAUGUGUCUUCAAUGGGUUAAAGGACCACUAAAGUCCCUCAGACCAUCUUUAUGUCCUUUUAACCCUGCAAUGUAUAACUUUGCAGUUUUAUAGAAACUGCAAUGUUUACAUUGCAGGGUUAAACACACUUCUAGUCGCUGUCUUCCACUCAACUAAUAGAGGUGCUUUCUCUACAAUGACAGAGUAUACUUAUGUCCUAUGAAGUGGCAGCUCAUAAGAAAAAAUAAUUUGUCUGUUGCGCUUACUGCUUUAACUACAGUAAUGCCUUACUACAUUUAUUUUAAUUACAAAGAAAUUUUAAAAAUAUUUUUAAUCACCGUUACCCUUUAAUCCUAGAAGGAGAUUUAGGGAAUACAAUUGACAAGUAUUAUUAAGGUUACCAUGCAACCACUUCAGGACAUCUAAUGAAGUCUUGCCUUUACACUGGUGCUUCUUCGUCUUGAUAAAAUGCCCAUCUUCAUUUCAAGAAAGUAUAAAGAACAAAAAUAGCAUGGGUACAAAUAGGAUGAACAGAAAAACAUGCAUUCAAUCAAAUCUUCAGAAUUUAUUCACAAAGGUUCAGAAUGCUUAAAACAACAGAAGGGCACAGCAAAAAAAACAUAAUGGAACUAUCCAAGCACCAUAACCACUAUAGUGGUUCUAGGUGCACCUUGGUCCCUCCAUAAGUAAGUAGUUAAACCAUUUACUAAUGGUUGGCAACUUGCUUGGGGCUCUUUUUUUUUGGUUUGUUUGUUUUUAACCUUCUUUAGCUAAACCUGCCAUGCACAGCCAGCUCAUUGACUGACUGAGAACAUCAGUUGAUCAUUUCUUAACCCCUUAAGGACCAAACUUCUGGAAUAAAAGGGAAUCCAGACAUGUCGUGUCCUUAAGGGGUUAAACUAUGAGCUUAGCUCAAUGUGAGAGCUUUGGGCUGUCGAACAGUCUGUGAUUGCCACUCAGCAAGCACCAGAUGAGUUGUCAUACCAUAUGUAAAUGGUUUGACUACUUGCAUAAGGGUGGUGCCAGGAGACAGAUGGUAUUAUAACCAUUUCUGUAUGCUCUAGUGGUUAUGUUGCCUGGGGGUGUUCCUUUGGAGCAUUUUAUGCAGAAGUGCACAUAAUUGUUAGAACCAUGUUUAACAUUGUAUAUAAAAAGGAGAUCGGUAGGCAAACCAUGUUAUUAAAGGGACACUAUACUCACCAGGACGACUACAGCUUAAUCUAGUGGUUCUGGUGUCUACAGCCUGUCCCUGCAGUCUUUUCAAUGUAAACGCUGCCUUUUUAGAGAAAAAACAAUGUUUACAUUGCUGCCUAGUAACACUUCUAGUGGCAGUUACUCAGUAAGUGGAUGAUCCAACCUCAUGCUGCUGAGUGGCAUUACCAACAAAAACAGCUGUUCAUGGUGAACCGACUUUGCAUCUCUUCCUGAGUUGUUUCAAAGCUGUUGUAUACAGCAAACAUAAUCUUCAAGGAAUCCAUGUUUAAAAUGGAAUAAUGAAGCAAAAAGGUGAUGCUUUGCUGAACACAUUUGCAUAUGCAAAAUUAUUAUUGUAACCCUCUCCUGAUUGGUCUUCCCAAAAGCCGUAUUACCCCGCUAUAGUCUGUAAUGAAUGCUGCCGCCAGAUUGAUUUUCCUUUCUAGUCUGUCCUCUCACACCUCACCUCUCUGUUAGUCCUUACAUCGGCUUCCUUUGAGUCAAUUCAAAGUGCUAACCCAUACAUAAAGUACUGAACAAUUCUAGCCCCUCUUAUAUCUCUUCACAGAUCCAUAGUCUAUAGACCUCAUAACUUCAUUAAGCUGUAGUUGUUCUGGUGACUAUAUUGUCCCUUUAAGGGGUGAAUAAAACUCUUGAUAUUUUCAGGAUAUAUAUUGGCACAUUGAUCAGUGAUCUACAGUAUCUGGCAGAAUGACUCUCCUUGCAUAGACUCAUAUGUUUGAUGUUUCCUCCUUGCUUCUAACAAUUUGAAUAAUAAUGAUCCAUGUACUCUGAGUUCUUGCUCCCAUUUAUCUUUACAAGGUAGCCCUUUGGACACACUUUGAAAUGUGCAUAAAUGCUGCAGAUUAAGCCCAACCUAUACGUGAAAUCUAUUUUUAAAUGUAAACUUCCACUCUGGGUGUUGUGGAUCUUUUCUGUAAGGGUGGAAAAAAAAAUGAGAAAUAUUGUUGGCAUUUAAAUGCAAAGAUGGGUAACACCCUGUUGGUGUGUUGUAAUCUGGAUAUUUUAAAUCUGGCAUAGGAAGGAGAGUUAUGAUAGAGGUAAGCUGUAAACAUGUAAUCAUUUUUUCUUACCAAUCUGCGGCACACAAGUUGCAUUAGCUAUUUCAAUGUUCAGAGGAGGCUCUUGUCUUUAAUCCGUAUUUUUAACGGAGGCCUUUUAGGUUCAUUGCUAGUUAGAAGUACGAUUUUUAAAUCCCCAAGUGUUCAUCCACCUCCUUUUAUUUAUUCUGGCGGCAACUGUACCUCUUCUGUGGAUCAGAAAUCUCCAAUAAAGUGCAUAUAGAAAAUGAAAAACAGAGAAAAGGAGCACACAAUAGUGAAAAUACCUUUUAUAGUGGUAUUAAAAACUAUAUACAGCUGUAUUGGUUUUGCUCACCUUAACCAGGAGCCCAUAAUAUACUGGCUCUAAGUGUGAAGACACAUUGCCAGAUAAGAAGUGGCAAUGCCCCCCCUUUUUGUUUUCCAAACCCAAAGAUGUAAGGAUCAGGCUGAUAGACUAAGGUGGUGAUAGUUAAAGGACCACUAUAGUGCCAGGAAAACAUACUCUUUUUCCUGGCACUAUAGUGACCUGAGGGUGCCCACACACUCAGGGACCCCUUCCCGCUGGGCUGGAUGGCGAGGAAAGGGGUUAAACUUACCUUUUUACCAGCGCCGGGCGGGGAGCUCUCCGCCUCCGAUCCUCCUCUUUGUCUGCGCAUGCGCGGCAAGAGCUGCGCGCGCAUUCAGCCGGUCUCAAUGCUUUCCUAUGGACACUUGCGUCUUCUCACUGUGAUUUCCACAGUGAGAAGCACGCAAGCGCCUCUAGCGGCUGUCAAUGAGAUUUGGAGGCUGGAUUAACCCAUUUAUAAACAUAGCAGUUUCUGUGAAACUGCUAUGUUUAUAAAAAGGGGUUAAUCCUAGAGGGAACUGGCACCCAGACCACUUCAUUAAGCUGAAGUGGUCUGGGUGCCUAGAGUGGUCCUUUAAAGUAUAUACAUUUAAUAUGUCAAAAAAUUAACAUAAAAGUAAAUUACAUAUAGUUAACUGUAUCGCACUUUGAUAUUUUAAGGUGGUGGUAUAUCACCUAAACAUUGCGGGGUUUUUUGCUUUAUUUCUCAUAGUUUAUUUGCUACUUUUAUUCAAUCUUGCUAUUGGCUAACCUAAUAUUAUUAAGUGCUAUACUGGGUGAAGUGGGUAUACUGGCAUUACUUUAGGUCUUUUCCUUCUGUAGAACUUCUCCUGACAAUCGGCUAGUGAAUAAUUAGUGGAAGAAUAGGUGCUAGUGUAUCCGGCCCUUUUCUGCAAUGUUGUGCAUAACCUUGAACAAAAGAAAAUUCAGCGAUAAUUAUACAAAAUAUUAUUCAAUUCCGAUAUGAAAAGGGUAAGCACCAUGGGUGUCAUGGGCUCAAAUAUAUAAAAAGAAAAAGGAUCCGUCAAAGUCAGGUAACCGCCAGGUUCGUUGCGUUCUUGAUCACCGGGGUGAAUAGGACGAUGUUAGCUAGGUCCCAAGUUGUAGGUGCAGGUGUUGCAUUGUGGCUCUGACCUAGACUGGUCAGGACUGUCUCCAUCUCUGAAAGCGUUCCAAGAAAGUGUUGCAAUCCCCAGCGGUAUUUGAUACACUUACCUUCUACCUUUACUCGUAAGGGGACGGAGUGACUUCCGCCGCUUCAUGGUCAUGUGGGAGAGGUUGGAGUAAAAGGCAAUGUCCAUCUCCUCGAACCGGUAUUGGGUUUGUUAUAUUUUUUUAUAAUACAUACCUUUUUUUUUUUUUGUGAUUGUUUUUAUUUUGGACUUUGCAUAAUUGAGCAUUAAUUAACCUUUUAAUGUGCUAAUACACGUGUGUUUUUUUUGUUUUUUUUUACACUCUAGCUAUUGGCUUUAUCCCUGAGGGUUAGAACCCAUUCAUCUGUGUAAUAACUAUCCACAAAUUUUCAAUUCUUUUAUGCAACAGAUUUAGAAAAUCUUACAUAUAUUGUUCAGUAAAGGAAACAGAAACAUGAAUAAUGGCUUUAAACAUCUUCAUGACUGAGGAUUACCAUGGCCUUGCCACAUUUCCUCAUCACUUUGACUGUAAUGAGUGGAGAUAUGUGUCAUGGGGGUUCAGAGCAAGCUGGCAUUGGCAUGAGGGAGUUGUUGGACGUCCAGACUGUUGUCUUUCCUUACACACAGGACCUCUUAUAUCUCUCUCUCUUGAUGCUCUACAUGUGCUCCACAAGUCACGCAGCAAAAUAACUGCAGCAUGAGACUGUACCAUAAUCAGAGAUGAUCUGAUAAAGGGCCCCACAUACUUUUUAAGGUGCACUGUUGAUAUUUCCAUCUCAGUUUCAUGCACAUAAUAAUGCAGGGGUGUGGAAAUUAAAAAAACAAACAAACCACAAACUACUUAUCCAGGGACUAAAGCGUUUGCCCAAUUUACUUGUCCGCCAUGACAAUCUGCUUGUCCUGAUACAAAAAAUAAUUUUAAUCCAAACUGUUUUCAAAGAAGUUAUUUAUCGAUAGUAAUUUAGGUAACAGUGAGGGAAGGGGUGACUGGUGACACAUUGAGACAGGAAGUGACUGAGGGAAGGAGGGGGUGACACCGUGAGGGAGGGUGUUGGAAAUACACUUUUUUUUUUUUUUUUUUUUUUUUUGGUAGUCCAGUGGGCUUUCCCUCCAGUCUGCAACUCCGGGUGCUGGACUAAAGGACAAAAUAAACAACCUUCCUGGCGCCCGGAACUGCAUGUCCUGGGCGUCGGGCGAUACGAACUGCACAUCCCUGUAAUUUAUGUAGAAGUAUAUUUUACUAGAAAGAAAAGAGAGGCAUAUAUAUUUAUUUUUUUCCCGGACUCCUAUCUGGAUAACUUUUGAAACAUUUUAAAAACAAAGGCCUUUAAAAAAAAAAAAAAAUUUUUUAAAAAAGAUGCGUGAGUUUAAAGGGACUCUCUAGUACUGAAAAAGUGGUCUGGGCACACCUGGAGGUUUCGUUGAAAAGCAGUCAUUAUUUGGAGUGCAGAAUACAAUACAACAUUUAUGCUGCCCUGAGCCAAAACGUUGUAUUUUAUUCUGCACUCCAAAUAAAGACUGUCUAUCAAAGAAGCCUCCAAGUGUGCCCAGACCACCUUUUCACUUCUAUAUUCUGUAUGGAACAUUGGUCCAUUCAGUUUGAAGCACCCUGCUGAAAUUAUUCCCUGGAUAAUUGAUUUGUGCAAUAUUCUCUCAAUCUUUACAAAAUAAAGUCACUAUAGACACCAAGAUUACUUCAUCUCAUUGAAGUAGUCUGCAUGCAGUCCAUUUAAUCCUGCAAUGUAAAACGUUGCAGUUCUAGAGAUACUGCAAUGUUUACAUUGCAGGGUUAAGACUGUCUCUAAAGGCUGUCUCCCAAACAUCCACUAGAGGUGCUUUCUGCUAGCAUCUUGCAAAACCCCAUAGGAAAGUAUAUAUUCAGUGCUACCGUAUGGGGAAGGUCUAACGCACGGGGCAUGUGCCUUAGGUUCCCCCUUGUGAUGGCGUUGGCAAAGGUGCAACCAGCACAGAGGGACUUCGGCACUGGAAUCAGGUAAGUUAUUUAGAGGGUUUUCAAUCCUUUUAUUGUCGUGGGAGAGGGACACUAUAGUAUUAAGAAUACAGCUUUGAAUUCCUAAUAUUUUAGUGUUCCUUUAACCCCUUAGUGACCUCAGACGUAUCCGGUACAUCCGACAAAAAAUGGUCUUUAAGGACCGCGGACGUAUCAGGUAUUAGAGCGCUGGAAGCAAUCAUUAUCGCUUUCAGCAGCUCUAAUGGUAUUGCAGAGAUGCCUCGAUGCAAUUCCCCCCUCACUGCCUGGCCGCCGGAGAACACUGGGUGAUCGCUCCCACUGGAGCGAUCACUUCCAGGUUGCUCCACAUGGAGCCCGGCAGUGAGGCAGAGCAUCGGAAGCCAUCAGCGGUCGUUAAGGACAAAUAGGAACCCUGGACUUACCUGGACCGACGAUCAUGGUCUGAGGGGACUGCUGGAGACCCCAGCAGUCCCCUGCAGCAGCUCCGGUCCUCCAGGGCCAUGUGAUCACCAUGAUUACAUCGCGGCAAUAGGAGUCUAGGUGCUGCCAGCAGGGGGACUGUCUGAGCUGUCAGUCACCCAGGCUGCUAAAGAGUAAAAAAAAAAAAAAAAAAUAGAUUGGUGGUAAAAUGGUUGCAUGAAAAGAGUCAAAAUACCCCAAGUUUAAUACCUUAGGUUGUCCUCUUUUAAAAAUAUAUACAUGUGAAGGGUUAUUUAGGGAUUCCUGACAGAUGUGUUACAAUGUAACUUGUGUUAAUUUUGGAGAAAAAAAAGUGGUUUGAAAAGAGCAAAGUGCUACUUGUACUUAAAGCCCUAUAGCUUUCCAAAAGAAGCUAAGAACAUGUUAACAUUGGGCAUUUCUAAACUCAGGACAUAAUUUAGAAACUAUUUCUCAUGAGUGUUUUUUGGCGGUUGUAGAUGCGUAACAGAUUUUGGUGCUCAAAGUUAGAAAAAGUGUUAUUUUUUUCAUCAUUUUAUAAUUUAUUUUAUAGUAAAUUAUAUGAUACAAUGAAAAUAAGGGUAUCGUUAGACCAUAUAAUGGCGAGAAAAACGGUAUAUAAAAUGUGUGAGUACAGUAAAUGAGUAAGAGGUAAAUUGCAGCUAAACACAAACACCUCAGAAAUGUAAAAAGAGCCCUGGUCCCAAACGGUAAGAAAAUUGAAAAGCGGUCUGGUCAGUAAGAGGUUAAUUUUAUUUGUGUUAAUUGUGAAGGCUUGCUUACUUUAGUGCAAACUCGGUAAACACCGCAACAUGCUUUCUGCAUCACCUCCUUUUCCCCUCUGGUGAGUGCAUUCUGGAAUUGUGCAGGUGUUAAUGGGCCAUGAUAGCUGGGGAGGAGUUUUGACAUACUGCUUGUCAAACAUGGACCAUGUCAUCAGUGACAUUUGCAGUUGUUGCAGAGGAGAGCCUGCCACCAUCACACUGACCCUGCAUCUGUCCUGGGCUGCUAAGAAAACUCACCUGCUGCACGAGAACUGUGAAGCCAAUAGAAAUGUUACACAGGUAGCACUUUGGUACCCUUGCCAGCUGUUUCACCUUUUAUAAUGGCUUCAGCUCUUAUAAUGCUGGGCUAGGGUGCAGUUUGCAACCUGCCACCUAGCUGAAUUGACAUCACGAGCACAUGUAGGCACAAGAUUUUCAAGUUUUUCCCUCCUCCAUACCAACACCCCCCCAAAAAAACAAAGUAAAAAUACUUAAUUGUUUGAAUAUGAUGUAAAAUUCUACACAUGUAUGUGUUUGGCAGUAUGCAUAUUUAUGUAUUGUAUAUACAAACAAUCAACAACAUUUCAGCCCUAGAAGAGCCUUUGUCAGCUCAGUUUGAGAAAGGCACUUCUGGAGCCAAAACAUUGUUGAUCGUGAUUCAGUAAGUCUAGCUUGGAUUUUUUCCAACUUGUGGCCAGUCAUUCUUUGUUUGGAUUUAUGAGUGGGGUCUGGUCUGGGCACACAGUCUUUGCACAUACAUAUCACUAUUCGGGUUUGUUGGUUUAAAAAAUACAUUUGUGAUUUGAGUAUUUAAAGGAAUACACUAACCACCACAAUCUCUGUAGCCUGGUUAUGGUGCUUGGAGUGCACUGGCACCUUUCUAAUGUAGUUUUUAGAAGAAUUUGACAAUUUUCAUGGGUCUUCCAGGCACCUUCACAGCACCGCAAGUCAUGUACUGUAGAAGAUGCUGGGUGUCUUUAUAGGGCUAAAUCAGGGUCUGCAAGGAGGAACAGGAAGCAGGGACUCCAGUUGCAAGCGACCAGUUGGACCCAGUAAAGUUGUUAAACUGUUUUACAACAAUAUGACAAAUUACACUGGAAGGACACCAGAGCGGUACUGGCACUAUAACUACUGCAGUGGAUAGUGUUUAUGAUGUUUGAAAUGUUCCUUUCAUAAAAAUUCACCUUAUAUAAAAAUAAAUUUUUUUUAAAAAAAAUAUCAAGAAAGAACUCCUGGGUGCACACCCUAAAGAAAUGUGCUGCGCAUGCCUAUGCUAGAAAAUGUGUUAAUUUCUGAGUCACUUGCACAUAUUGUAAUGGUAAGGAAGGCUUUAUACCACUCCAAUUCACUUCAUGGUGCAAUGGAACAAUUUUCACUCUGCCAAGAUCACAGCAGAACUUUGUGAUGUAACAUGCAAGUCAUGUUUAAACUUGUCUGCUGUAAGGAAACUACUGUAAAUGGGAAUUCUGGUUUUACUGAAUCUAACAUAACUCCUGUUCACAUUGGCCUCUCAUCUUCAAAUUUGGUAGAGUUAAAGGGUUACUCCAAGAUCCAUUACCACUUCAGUGAUUUGAAGUGGUCAUGGUGCCUGAAGUCUGUAUAGGCAGCAUUUCGAUUUGAAACACUGCACAUAUAGAGAUAACUCCACUACUACCAGAGAUGUAUCUCCACCUCCGGCAGCAUCACACUGCUGUUUUUAGCCACCACAAAACUAGACUGAUCCGUCACAACAUUAAAACUACUAAUAUGUGAAGUGAACAACGUUGAUUAUACUGUUAAAAUGGCACCUGUCAGGGGUGGGAUAUAUCAAGCAGCAAGUGAACAGUCAGUUCUUAAAUUUUACAUGUUGAAAGCAGUAUAAAUGGGCAAGUGAAAAGAUUGAGGUGUUUUUGACUGGAUUAGAGCAUCACCAAAACGGCAAAUCUUGGUGGUGCUCCCGGUGUGUAUUGUUGAUUAGUGAUGUCGCGAACUUGCCGCAAACGGUUCGCGGCGAACUCCGGUCAGCUGACACAUCCCUGCCAAUCUCCGGCAGACCCUCCCUCCCAGACCCUCCCACCUCCUGGACAGCAUCCAUGUUGAAGCUGUCUUCAACAUGGAUGCUGUCCAGGAAGUAGGAGGGUCUGGGAGGGAGGGUCUGCCGGAGAUUGGCAGGGAUGUGUCAGCUGACCGGAGUUUGCCGCGAACCGUUUGCCGCGAACCGUUUGCCGCAAGUUCGCGAAUGGUUCGCGACAUCACUGUUGAUAACUACACAAAUAGUGAAAGGAAGGACAACCAUUUAGCUGGAGUCAGUGUCAUAGGGGCUCAAGCUUAUUGACACACAAGGUAGCUCAAAUUGCUGAAACAUUUAAUGCUGGCCAUGAUAGAAAAGUGUCAGAACACAUAGUGAACCGCUGUUUGACCGACCUGCCCGUCUCCAAAAGCGCCUUUACUGGGGAUGUAAGCAUCAAAACUGGACCAUGGAGCAGUGAAAAGAAGGUUACCUGGUUUGAUGAAUCACAUUUUCUUUUAGGUCAGAUAAAAGGCUUGGUGUGUGCGUCAUUUACCUGGGUAAGAGGUGGCACCAUUGGAAGCAGCCAGGCAAGUGGAGGCAGUGUUAUACUCUGGGCAAUGUUCUGUUCGGAAACAUUGUGUCCUGGCAUUCAAGUGGAUGUUAGUUUGAUUGUUGAAGAGCAUGUACCUAGGGAUUGUUGCAGACCACGUACACCACUUCAUGAUAAUGAUGUUACCUGAUGGAAGUAGCCUUUUUCAGCAGGAUAAUGCACCUGCCACACUUCAAAAAUUGUUCUGGGAUGGUUUGAGAAACAUGAAUCAAGAGUUCAAGGUGUUGCCUUGCUUCCAAAUUAGGGAUCGACCGAUUAUCGGUCUGGCCGAUAUUCUGUAUUUUCGGCAAUAUCGGUAUCUGACAAUAAAGAUACCGAUAUUGCCGAUAAUACAUACUAGGACCUUAUCAUUGGCCCGGCGGUCCUGGGGGGCCCGCAGAAAGCUCUUCCCAGCAGCUCCCCUGUGUAAAUCUCGGUUACCAUGGCAACGCUCCGCGCGGCACACAGGCCGCGAGAGUUAGACAGGGGAGCUGAAGGGAGCUGCUGAGAAGGUAAGAGCUUGCUGGGCCCACACUGCACAGACCAGGCCACUGGACCACCAGGGAAUGCUAUAUCCCCCCCUCCCUGGCCAGGUAACAAGCAGGGAGGGUGGACAAAAUAAUUAAAUAUUUUUUUUUAAAAAAUUAUUAUACACACAUACAUAUAUAUACACAUACACACACACACAUAAAACAAGAGGGGGUUGGCUGCACUCACCUGAACAUGCAUAAAUGGGGGUGCUGCUGGGGGCCAAAUAAUACAAUACACAAGAUCCAGCGCACUCACCUAUCCACUAAACAGCAACUUCAAUGUUGAAAGAUUUUAUUUGUUUUUUUAAAAACACCUAAUCUAGGCAAAAAUAAUGGGGGUUUAGUUACAUUAUAUGAUCAUACAUUGCAUAAGCCUGCCACAACGUCAAUGUACCCCAUCUUUGGCAGGUCCUACACUAACAGCCUAAUGUCUGCUCUUAUGAGAUUAACCUACUUGGGAAAAAAAUUCCAUCUGGGGCUCUCUGCAGUACAAGGCUAAAUAGGGCCCUGGGAUGAGGCACCUGUGACAGGGAGGGGUGCAAAACCAAGGAGUUGGCUAGACUCCCAAAUAUAUACAUAAAACAAGAGGGGGUUGGCUGCACUCACCUGAACAUGCAUAAAUGGGGGUCAAAAUAAUACAAUACACAAGAUCCAGCGCACUCACCUAUCCACUAAACAGCAACUUCAAUGCAGAGAGCCCCAGAUGGAAUUUUUUUCCCAAGUAGGUUAAUCUCAUAAGAGCAGACAUUAGGCUGUUAGUGUAGGACCUGCCAAAGAUGGGGUACAUUGACGUUGUGGCAGGCUUAUGCAAUGUAUGAUCAUAUAAUGUAACUAAACCCCCAUUAUUUUUGCCUAGAUUAGGUGUUUUUAAAAAAAACAAAAUCUUUCAACAUUGAAGUUGCUUGUUAUUUAUUUAUUUAUAUAUAUAUAUAUAUAUAUAUAUAUAUAUAUAUAUAUAUAUAUAUAUAUAUAUAUAUAUAUAUAUAUAAUUUUUUUAUUUAUUUUUUAUGCCCCUCUUUUCCCCCAUUUUACAGAAAUUUUAUACCUACAGAAAUACACAUUCAUUCAUUAUAUAUACACACACACACACUCUGCAUACAUAUAUACACACUACAUUCACUAUACACACUACUAGCACUGCAUUCAAUUUACGCACACUACACAUUGCAUUGACUUUACGCACACUACACAAACACACACACUCUGCAUUCAUUAUAUAAUCACUACACAAACACUGCAUUCUCUGUACACACUACACAAACACACUCUGCAUUCAUUAUAUACACACUACACAAAUACACACUGCAUCCACUACACACACUACACAAAUAGCUCCCCUGUCUAAACACAUUGCAUCCACUACAUGUGGCAUGUAUAUUUUGUGCAUUUACAUUUAGGAACAGUUUAUUUUUUCAAAAUGGUAAAUGUACAGAAUAUCAGUAAGUUAUCGGCUAUCGGCCUGAAAGUUCACAGAUUAUCGGUAUCUGCUCUAAAAAAUCAAUAUCGGUCAAUCCCUAUUCCAAAUUCCCCCGAGCCUAUCUGUGGUAUGUGCUGGCACAACAAAUCCGAUGGAUGCAGGCUCCACCUCACAACUUGCAGAACUCAAACAAUCGGCUGCAAAUGCCUUGGUGCCAGAUACCACAGGACACUUUCAGAGGUCUUGUGGAGUCCGUGUCUCGACUCAUCAGAGCUGUUAUGGCAGCACGGGUGUAAACUACACUAUAUUAGGCAGACCAUAUCUUGAAUAUGCUGUGCAAUUGGGUGCCUGUUGUUAAGAAGUAUGUUAUGGCACUACAAAAUUUAUCAAAGGAAGGGAGCAUUUUAGUUAUGAAGAAAGGUUAAAAGGAAACUGUAGGCACCAAGACCACUUGAGCUAAUUGAAGUGGUGUGGAUGCUGUGUCCCUUUUGCACUUUGUGCUGCAAUGUCAAACAUGGCAGUGCCAGAGAACCAGAACAGCCACUACAGGGCUUCCUGCAUCAAAACUGACCUUUUGUCUGGUAUUUAAUGCUGGACAUCCUCACGCUCUGCAUGAGAACCUCCAGCAUCAGAUUUUUUUUCCCCCUAUGGGAAAAUACUGAUACGAGCGCGGCCAUUGCCGUGCAUGCGCAUUAGGUCUCCCCCGCCAGGAUAGAGAAGUUAUAAACUUAAUAUAUGGGGAAUUGACCAUACAAUUUACCUUCGAUUAUAGCUCCUUGGCUUUUUUCCACCUUUCAACACCCCUGGAACAUGGAUAAUUUCAUACUUAGCUGUCGAUAGUUACAUUAAAGCCCUGCCAAAUGAAUCUAUAGACCAUUCAGAAUUUCAAUGGGGUUGUAAUUGUAAAGGGAUAACUUCCUGAUUCUUCACUGGGUUACCCAAUUACUGCCUUGUACUAGGUAGCUCCCAUCACAGGUGGAUGUCGGACAUUUAACUCCUUAAGGACACAUGACAUAUGUGACAUGUCAUGAUUCCCUUUUAUUCCAGAAGUUUGGUCCUUAAGGGGUUAAGUAAACUAGUCACACUUCCAUAAUAACUCCUUCUUUUCUAGAGGUUAUACAAAUUCCCCUUUUUUCAUGGUACAUGGUCAUUAAGAGGUUAUUGGAAUAUAGUGCUAUCCAUUGUAUAUCUUGAACUUAAUGUCAUGUUAGAAUACCAGUGCAUCUUAAUCAUGCAUGGUGUUUGUGUUAAAUUGUAAUUUGAUCAAAUAAAAAAAUGUUGCUAUCCAAUCUAAAAGCAUGGACACAAAACUGUUUGUUCAUUUGAUUGAUUUUGUGGUGUAUUUGAUAAUAUAUUGUUGCAUCUCUCUUAAACAGGUCUAGAAAACAAUCUCAUCCAGAAGUACGUCUUCAAACCAGAGACUGCACUGACAUAAACCACAUGGAUUAAUAAGGGAUUACAGAAAGGAGGGAGACAAACUAAUCGAGGGGAGGGGGGCAGAGGGCUGCAAGACAUAGUCUGCUCCCCUCACCCUCGAGGUUUGGAGGAGGAGGGGAGGCGACAACCAAAGGGAAGCCCCUGGAUCAUAAAGAAGAACAAGCUUCAAUCCUCAUUUUUAUCCUCUUACUGUCCCACCCCUUGUUUUGUUUGUUUGUUUGUUCCCCCUCACCCCCCUCUUAUUUAAAUAUGUUUCUUUUAUCUAUCCCGCUUAUUUUGUAAUUAGCAUGGGGAGAUAUAUUUUAUAGUAAUCUAUCCCUUCACCCCUUAUCCUCCUUCCUAUUUCUCCCAUUCCCUCCCGGCUCUGUGUGGGGCUAUGCUGCACCAUCCAGAUCCCUCCCCCCAUCUUCACGAUGCCCGCAGGAACUGUCAAGUCAUUUAAACCCAGCAAGUACAUCCCUGUGGCUGCAGCAACAGUCUUUCUGGUGGGAUCAACUACGCUGUUCUUCACAUUCUCGUGAGUUUAAAAACACCAUUUCUCACUGCUUUCUACAUGUGAACUUUCUCAGCUGUAGAAUUCAAACUCCAACUAAUUGCACAACUGUAGAAGGAAGCAGAAAGUAUGCCUAGAUGUGACCAAAAGAUCUUGUGCCGUUCAAGAAAGUGACCUAUUAUUUUGAGUCUUGAUUCAAUAUGAGAUAGACUGGACACAAUGAGGAUCAGUGUCUUUUGUGUGUAGAUCUCUUAUACAACAUCGUUAUUACUGUUGUCCCUCCCUCACAUAUUUAUUAUGUAAAUAAACAUAUGCAGACGUUUGCACUUAUUUCACAGCAUGCCUCAUCUUCCACAGUGUAACUGAUCCAUUAUUUAUUUAAAUCAUGGAGAUAUUAUUGAUAGCAGCUUGAUAAUGAUCCACAUGCACUCUAUUUUCUAUUUAUUGUCCAUCUGUCCUCUAUUUUCCUGAUCUGCCUCUUUUUAUAUCUGUUGGUUUUCCUUGUCUGCUCUUCCUGUCAGACAUUCCAUCUGUCCACUUAUUUCUGUCCCAGUUUGCAGGAUUACUUUGCGUGUAACAAGCUCGUAAAGAGAUUACACUUGUUUGCCCGUUCCCUUUUUACAAUUACAAAUUCACAGAUAAUCACAAAGCUCCCCACUAGCUUCCAUUAGUGCUGCAUUUGUGGGCAACAUUUUAAAUAAUGUGCCUGGGAGGUAAAAAGUAUUUUAAAAAAACAUAAAUCUGACAAGAACCAAAUCCAAGCUUUAAGGAUUACUCCAACCACCAUGACUUCUUUGUGGAUUUGAAGUGGUCAUGAUGGUAGGAGUCUGUCUGUGCAGCAUUUCCGCUGGAAACACAGCACAUACAGAGCAAUCUGCACUUUGGUGCUAGUUGCACCUCUGGAACACAAGACUUGGGCAGCUUGGAACUCUGUUCUGGCUGCUUAAUAGAAAUUUUGUGCAAAAAUUGCACCAGUCAUCGGUGCACAGCACACUGGCGAUAGAAAUGAUGAGUUUCUCCCUUGCAUGCAGCGUGUCUGUAUGAGGAAGCCUUAUCUCCCCUACAUCCCUUAGUGUGCUUCCUACCUUGCUGAAAAGCUUUAUGUGAAAGUGUUUUUAUUUAUUUUUUAAAUAAAACUAAAGUGCAGAUUUCAACAGAAAAAUUUAAACUUUUAGAAAUUAAAAUGGUUUCACCCCCUUGGCUUUCAAGCAGACAACAGUUUCCGUUACCCCCGGUAUGGUUAGAUCAGUGGAGCUAACCUCAAGAGGCAGCAAUUCCUCAGAGCACUGCCUUGCAGAUUUUCAUUGAGCUGCAUUGGGAAGAUUGUGAUUGGACAGCCACAGAAAGUCUAGGCGGGGCUAGAAGGGGAGGGUUUGCAAAGGCAGCAGACAACAGAACUGCAGGUUUUGCAAGCUGUUUUUAGAUAUACACCCAAUGUAAAAAUGCAUAAUUAAAUAAAUGUUUUUAUUUGGGCUAUAUCUACUGAACUGUGAUUUAUUAUUUAUUUUGAAUUUGGGCAGUGGAGUGUCCCUUUUAAUUGUUUUGGUUAUUUUAUUUUAUUUUCUCGUCUGCUCAGGGCAUAUGCAUGUGAUCUGAGCCAGUGAAAUGGUCCAAUUAAAUGCUUCUCUAUAAAAAGAAUUUGAUUGGACCUCCCAAGGAGUUGGAUUGAGGUGUGAAGAGCAGUGCAGGAUUUCAGUUUUUGCCUUUCCAUUCAGGUGUUAAACGGGGCACCCAGCUAAGUAAUGCCCAAUAGUGCAUACUAAAUUUAAAAUCAAGUUGAAGUAAAAAGGGUUGGAGUAACACUUUAAUCAUUCCACCACCAUUACUUAAAAUGGAACCCUGCUCACAUUACCCUUUAUACUCACUUGUCACAUUCAGUGCCUUCUCUGUUCUAUGAAAAACUAGCUAGUCUUAUCUUAAUAUUGCAUUUUUUUGUGUGUGUGUGACUAUUUUUUUUUACAGAUGCCCCUGGCUUAGUGAAGAGGUGUCCCCAGCACUUCCUGCUUAUAACGCUGUCAUGUUUCUCUUUGUUUUGGCCAAUUUCAGUAUGGCCACUUUCAUGGAUCCUGGAAUCUUCCCUCGAGGUAAAAUAGUACACCCAACUUUUGGGCACACCUUAUUGCACAAUGUGUACACAACCUCCUGUCUCACUGCAUUUUCUCUCACUCCAGCGGAUGAAGAUGAAGAUAAAGAAGACGACUUCCGUGCACCACUUUAUAAAACAGUGGAAGUACGAGGCGUACAAGUUCGCAUGAAGUGGUGCUCAACAUGCCGCUUUUACAGACCUCCCCGAUGUUCACACUGCAGUGUCUGUGACAACUGUGUGGAGGUAAGUGUUGGAUUCAAUCAUAAAUAUCAGAAUACAAAUCCAUGUAUCUGUAAAGUAAAGUAUUAGGGUGAUGAUAUUAUUUUGUUGUUUUGUUUUUUAAAGAUGGACAAACUAGCAGAAUUUUACAACCAUUGUGCAGGGGUUUUUUUCUGACACAAUUUGUCAUUUCAAUUGCAUUUUUAUUAUUUGUAAUCAUUUCAAAUUUAUAAUGAGAAAAAUGGUAUAAAGUAUACAUGUUUCACAGCUGACUACACAGUAGUUAAGUUUCUCCAGAGGUUGAAUAUUGCUUUUUGUUUUGUACUAACUUGUGUGAAUUUUUAAAGAAAUUCUACAUGAAUUCAAAGUGAAUUUGAAAUUUCCAGCCAAGAAAAAAGCAGAACUCAAAACAAACCUGACUUGCGUGGCCUAAUUAAAAUUACCUUUGAAUACAGUGAAUAAUUCUAUGUGUAUUUUCUAUAUGAAUGGAUGUAUGCUUUAUGUAUGUAUGUGUGUAUAUAUAUAUAUAUGUGUGUGUGUGUGUACAUGUUUAACCCUGUCAUAUACUGGACAGGGUUGCUAUAAUAAAAAGCAUGUGUAUAUAAGGGGAAAAAAAAACCUGGGGCGUCAGCGAGGGAUGGGGGAGGCAGAAUACAGCUAUGUAUUCCUGGCACUAUAGUAUCCCUUUAAGUAAAAUGUCGUUGUCCCCCUUAACUUUUACAAGCUCCAGUUAAUAAUCUAGUUUCUUAAUUCGUACAUUUUAUGCCUUUAAGGAAAAAACGUACCCUGUUACCUAGUAAUGGGCAAAACCGUUUUGCUCUUAUGUCAUAUACCGAGGCUGCUUUCUUGUCAGGUGACGUGCAAUCCAGAUGUUGAUCCUGUGAGCCUUGCAUUGGCUGAGAGCAUCAGCUGGUUGCUUUUAUCCAAUGAAUGACCGUAUUCAUAGAAAUAUGCACAGAAUUCACAUUAACUAACCAGCCCGUAGGUUGUGUUCUGGUCUUACUAAUGACGCCCCAAUAAUUUGAAGAGUGGUUAAACUCUGUAUGUGCAGCAUUUCGCCAUGAAACACUUCACAAUCAUUGAAGUGGUCAUGGUGCGUGGAAUAAAUCUUAAAAAAAAAAAAAAAAAAAGUUCAAUAGUAACAUUUUAUGAUUGACUUUAAACGCAGUAGUAAAAAGAAGCACACAAUUUUACGUUGAAAAAAGUUCACUGUUAACAUUACUGUGUACAAUUGGUUAUAUAAUCCAGUCUGUUGAACGAAAUUACCUGAAUGCUAGAAUAAUAGAAAUUACUACAAAAUAUAACCUAAAAUAAUUAUUAAUAGCAAAGUCAUGAUUAGAGUUUUUUAAUUAAUUGGUUGUGUAUAUUUAAAUAAACUCUGUCACCCACGUACCCACCCUGUACAAAGAAUGUUUCAAAAAAUCCUUCAGACAUACAUUGACUGGGUUGAGAUUUCACUGAAAUUGCAAUUUAGCCAAAAGAUAUGACAAAGUAUGGACUACUUUUAACUUGUGUAUUUUUCCUGCGCUUGAUAGAAAGACGAAGCUACCGCUGUUAAGUUUUUAAAAAGGGGAAAGGGCUUUGUCCAUGUCGGGAGCAAUAAUGUAUUUAAUUAUAUGCAUCCAUUUACAUGCCUUUAUGUGUACGUGCAGUACUGUUACUGUAGGGAAAAGGGGGGGAGGGGGACAAUAAUGUAUUUAAUUAUUAGAGGAUUAAUAUAUUACAAUUUUACCAAUAUUUGCUUCUCUGUCUCAUCUGCUUUCUCUUCCUGGUUUAUUCUGCCUAUGUCUUACCUCCCUUUCUCAUUCAUAAAUCUUUUUUUUUUUUUUCUGCACCUCUGAUUUCAUUUUUUUUUUUUUCUUCUAUUACUGUCCUAUUAUUUGAAUCCCUUUGUUUGUACAUUCUUGUCUCUUUCUCAUAUACUUUCUUCUUUACCUAAUUCUCUUAAUUUUUUUCAGGAAUUUGACCAUCAUUGUCCCUGGGUAAACAACUGCAUUGGACGCAGGAAUUACCGUUACUUCUUCCUGUUCCUGGUGUCUCUAACGUUACACAUAAUGAGUGUCUUUAUCUGCGGCCUUUUCUACACAUUGGGGCAUCCUGACCAGCUGCGAGACAUCCCAGCAGCUGUGACGUAUCCUUUUUGUAAUCUCCUGUUUAUAAUGUUGCACUACCAGUUUCUAUCUCUUACCAUUCUUUAACUUUUUUUGUCUCUCUUUUUCUCCAGUUUUAUUUGUUUAUAGAUUUUCAGUCCUUUCCAACCCUCUCUUCUGUUUCCACUUUCCUUUUUUGUAUGUUUUUGUUUCUUAACAAUCUCCCAGUAUUUCUGUGAUGUGUGUGGCUGGAUUAUUUUUCUUUCCUGUUGCUGGCCUUACUGGCUUCCACAUUGUGCUUGUGUCAAGAGGUCGUACCACCAAUGAACAGGUCAGCAUGUGAUCGCGUAUCCACUCCGAUACAUUGUUUAAGAUAAGUUACUCUCUUAGUGUGUCUUUUGGGAUUCUUUUUGAUGUCCUUUAUUAAAAUGACACGCCAGGGUAGGUUUUAUUAUUUAUGUUCUUUGUUUUGCAUGCAUCGUGUGCACAAAUCUUUGGAGGGAGUAUUGCUUUUCCUUAUCUAUACACAUUUGGAAGCAAUACAUAUACACACACUAUAUAGACAAAAGUAUUGGGACCCAACCCUUAAUUAUUUCAUAAGUCAGUUUGUGAACUUUCAUCCCAGCUAGAUAUUUAAUGGUCACCUUUAAGUGGUUUUAUUGGAAUAUAUAUAUAUAUUCCACCUCUUAAUUUUAUAAGUGGAUUUGGAUUUUUUUGUCUUUUUUAUGCUACUUGUUAAAUUAACUUUUAAGGGAAAGUCCAAGCACAUAUGACCCUUACAGUUGUUACAUAGUUACAUAGCUGAAAAGAGACUUGCGUCCAUCAAGUUCAGCCUUCCUCACAUUUGUUUUUUGCCGUUGAUGCAAAAGAAGGCCAAAAAAACCCAGUUUGAAGCACAAUUUUGCAACAAGCUAGGAAGAAAAAUCCUUCUUGACCCCAGAAUGGCAGUCAGAUUUAUCCUUGGAUCAAGCUGUUAUUACCCUACAUUGAAAGAUUAUAUCCUUGAAUAUUCUGUUUUUGCAAGUAUGCAUCUAGUAGCUGUUUGAACAUCUGUAUGGACUCUGAUAAAACCACUUCUUCAGACAGAGAAUUCCUCAUCCUUAUUGUUCUUACAGUAAAAAAAAAAAAAACCUUUCCUUUGCCUUAGUUAAUUUGUUAAUAAAAAUUAUUUAACCCCCAUUGAAAAUCAGGUUUAUCAUCAAAAUUUACAGAGUUUCAGCAGUUUGCAAUUAACAACUCAUGACUUCACAAGUCUCAAAGGUAUUGAACUAAGUAAUAGUUAAUUAAAUAAAUAGAUAAAUUAAAAACAUUUCAAUACAUAAAGGGAAUCAGCACAGUAAAGGAGGAGACUAUAUUUAAAAGAAGAAAAACUACCACAACAAGAGGACAUAGUCUUAAAUUAGAGGGGCAAUGGCUUAAAAAUAAUAUCAGGAAUUAUUACUUUACUGAGAGGGUAGUGGAUGCAUGGAAUAGCCUUCCAGCUGAAGUGGUAGAGGUUAAAGGGAAAUUAUAGUGCAAGGAAAGCAAAGUUGUUAAAACCCCCAUCUGUCGCUUUCCUAAAUCCAGCGCCGAUGUCCCUCAGUGCUGGGUCAGGCUCCACCUCCGUUCUUCCUCCAUCAAUGUCAGCUGGCAGGGGGGACCUAAUGCGCAUGCGCAGCUAUCGCCAAGGAUAAUGAGAAUAUUUAGAGAAACUGGCAGACUAGAUGGGCAGACUGGUUCUUAUCCAACGUCACAUUCUAUGUUUUAUUUUUAAAGAGUUCCCAGUUAAAUUUGAGUAAAGAUUAAAAUCCCAUCUUGAACUAUAAGCAUUGCACUAUUUUUCUCAGUUUCUUUAACUUUUGCUCUAAUCAUUCUCCUUGUGGUAUCUUUCUUAGGUCACAGGGAAGUUCCGUGGAGGAGUAAAUCCUUUUAGUGAUGGCUGCUGUCGAAAUGUAAGCCAUGUACUAUGCAGCUCUCCACCACCCAGGUAAAAAGAAAAUCCUUUUGUUUUGAUUGUAUUACAUUUAUAUUACAUAGAUAUUUCCCCAUUACAAUUUUUUUUUCUUUCAAUUAAAAUAGUGAGUGUUUUUUUUUUUUUUAAAUUCUUUAUUUUUCUUGUGCAUAAGAAAACAUAACAGAUGGGCCUGUAGCGCCACGACAGCUAGUACAGGCAUUUCAAUAGCAAAUAGUGUCAUUGCAGAGUAAUACAGCACAUUUUUAUAUUUAUGAGAGUAAACAGGCUAGGAAUACUUGAGCAGGACUAUAAUAGCGUAAUUAGUCUACGUAUGCAAGCUUGGAUAUUAGUAAUGGGAUUAGUUAAGUUUUACCGUAGUUUUGCUUAUACAAAAAUGUCAUGUGUACAGUAGUAAUUACAGGUUGAAUAGUUAACCAUAGAACCUGCGUGGUAUAGGUACAGGUGCGUGAGGCCUAACGUUGCUGAGAUUGCUGAGUAACUAGCUGAGAAGCCAGGCUGUCUCAUUGGUUUGUGCCUAUGCGACUAUUCAAUAGUUGCCCUCUAAAUAUACUUAAAGAUUUACGCCUAAUAUGAUUAGUCGUGGUAUUUAAGCAGGUCUCUUAUGAGAAUAGGUGCAAGAUUAUGUGUGAACAUGCUAUGUGUCAUAUGUUAGGCAGUGGUCUAAUGUACAGGUAGACCUGGAGCACAAAAUAAUUAAAGCAUAAACAAAUCAGACAUAAACCAUGGACAGAAACAUUCGGAUGCCUUUGAUUGCAUUCAUGUGGGGAAGUACUCUGAGGCUGGCAUUAGUGAGUGUGAGUCCCAUCCGUGACGGUUGCCGCUUGUGAUCAGGACUCCAAUGAUGGUGCGGCUGCAAGAAGCUUGUCAGCGCUUAGCCAAUGCCCGAAGUAGGAAAUUGAAAGUGUUGCACUUCGGAGGCUAGGGAGGCUGCAGCAUUCAGGCUGUUUAGUUGAGCAUCCCUCCCUCCCCAGGCCGGUUGGUAGGCCAGCAUCCUCUUGCAACGGACGUGUUGGCUCCUAGGGUCCCAGUCCUCCCCUGCAUGGGGUAGACGGGAGGUCGUGAUGGUAUUCCGCUGCCGGUUGCCGGCGAUCUUCUGUCUGCGUGGGUGAUGCCGUGGGGCUGUGCCCGUUUCGGCCCUCGGCCUGAGUGAUCUCUGACUAAUAGGCUUACGUAUGUUUAAUGCGUGGGGGAUCAGAGGGGGCCAACUCACCGCCCUACCGUGAACCUCCCUGUGUUGAAUUGCUGCUGCGGCUUGGCGGGCUUCCAGCUUAGCCCAGAAACAGUCGGAAAUGUCAUCCAGCUUCUUCUGUGUUAUUUGCGCGGGAGUUAGCAGUGCCGUCUCAGACUGCGUGAUGGCUGGUUCCCGCUGGAUAUUACAGGCCGCCAUUUUGCUAGGUUGUAUUUUAGUGGGGCUGUUCCGUGCGUGAGACUAGCCAGUUCGGACCGGGAUGACCCCCGCCGGUCCAAAGAGGGGGGAAACAGGGCUGAGAGAGAGCUUGGGGUUGCACAGCUGCACACCGAGCAGGGGAUCGGCCGCUUCCCCCGUCCGACGGCCGUACUAGGCCUCACUCCUCCGACCUCCGUCGGCCGUGUAGUGUACCCGCGGGCGACAGACCCGGGGUUCCUCUGCUGGCUCCAGAGGUAGGCAAGUCUCUUUUCGUGGCGUUAUGGCUGGCUGGCUGGCUGGCUGGCUAGAUUCAGGCUUAGUUGAGGCAUUGAGCUCGGAGCUCACACGAAGUGCGUCCAGCCGCCAUGAUGUCCAGGCCCCGCCCCCAAAAUAGUGAGUGUUUUAGGUAUUGGAUGUACAGUGUGAUUGAUUUCACACUCCACAAUUUUCUAUUGAAUUAUAAUCAAGAAAACUCAUAACAAAAUUAGUUUCCCAACCUAUGCAGCUUUUACUCAACCUUUGCAGUUUCACAAGAGUUGUCUAUAGACAUAUAUUACCACAGCUACAUUGUGAACCAAUAUUCAUCCCUGGUUUUAAAGAGCAUUUGUCAUGAUAAAGAAUCAAAUUUCAUCUGUAUGUAGUACUAGCAAAUGUCUAGUUUGUGCUUCUUAAAGGAACACUAUUGUGCUAGGAAUACAAACGUAUUCCUAACACUAUAGUGCUGGAGUGGCUGUCUAUGUGUCCUGCCACCCUCAGAUUGCAAUGAAAAGGCAUUUUAACUUAUUUUUUCUCCUUCGCUGCGCCUGUCUAACUGCUGCUGGCCCCUCGUCCAUGGUGGACAUCAUUCAUUUUGUUGAUCUCAGACAACCCAUUUCUUUCUCAUAGGAAAGCAUUGUGAGUUUAUUUUGCAGCAAAACACUGCACUGCGCCAAUUAGCAUUGAAUCAAUUCAUCUCUAUGGGGAGCGUUCAGUGUCUCAAUGCAGAGUGUGGAGACCCUGAACCUGAGUGACUGCCGCUAGGGGUGUUCAUAGGCAGCAAUCUAAACACUGCCUUUUCACUACAGUGACAGCCUGUGGACAACAGAGCCACUACAUUAAGCUGCGGUGGUUCUGGUGACUAUAGUGUCGCUUUAAACAGGGGUAUGCAGAAGAGGUGUGUCUUAAUUCAAGUGUAACACCCAGUGAAAACCUGACUGAUGCCCUCUACAGGAGACAGGGUUAACGGGAAUAAAUUAAAAUAUGUGAUUUUAAUAGUGUUAAGGAAAGAAACCUUUAAUUGUAUAACAUGAGUUAAAGGACCACUAUAGACACUCAGACCACUUCAGCUCAAUGAUGUGGUCUUGGUGCCAGGUCCCCUUAGUUUUAACCCUGCUAUGUUUACACUGCUGGGUUAAUCCAACCUCUAGUGGCUUCCUCCCUGACAGCUUCUGCGAUUUACACUGCGUAAAUAGCACUUAUGUGAAGCUGGACGUCCUCACUGACCUCCAGCGUCAAAAAAGAUCCCCAUAGGAAAGCAUUGAGUAAUGCUUUCCUAUGGGCGGGAUUGCAUGCGUGUGCGCAUUCGGCUCCACUCAGUGCUGAUGUUGAUGGAGGAUGAUAGGUCACCAGUGCAGAGGCAGCCUGGCGCUGGAUUAAGGUAAGCAAAUAAAUGGUUAAUUAACCAUUUAUUCGCUGCGGAAUGGGGCCCUAAUCACCAUUUAGGUGACUAGGGCUCUAUAGCGUUAGGAAUACAUAUUUGUAUUCCAAACACUAUAGUGUUCCUUUAAGACAAAUGGUUAGAAAACUGCAAACAUAUCUGUCAUCAUGAGUUCAAUUUAAUAAAUGUAAUGUGGACUUUGUGGAGGUUUCUUGAGGAUUAUUCAGGAUUUCUACCUUCUUAUGACACUGACCAUGAAAAUAAUGAUAGUUCUAUCAGGGCUGUGGAAAUUUGAGAAACAAAAAUAAAUCUUCUUGUCCAAGGGAUUAAACUUCAAAUUAGAAAGUUUGGGGACCCUCCUUAUCCUUGCAUAUUGGCAGGGUUAUUUACUAAACUCUGAAUUUUCCAAAUUAAGGACUUGAUUUUGUAAUGUUACUUGAUAAGCUUUUGAAAUGAUUUAAUAUUUUAAAAAUAUUUUAAUAUAGUGUCUGUAUAUGGUUACAAUGUAAUAAAAUAAACCACUAUUAUAUAGGUAAAAAAACAACAACUUUCCAAUAACGAAUGGGCAGGUCAUCAUGCAGUGGGUGACCUGGAAGUGGUCAAGGAGACCACGUGACCUCUGACAUGGGGGCGUGGUUGGUCAUAUCUCCACUGGUUGCUAGGAACCGUGUACACAAUAUGUGCAAAAGACAGAAAAAUCACUGCAUGUGUGAAAGAGAAGCCGAGAAAACCUAAAAUAAUUUGCUAGCAGGGGAAGGCACGCUCAGGGCAAAGUGAGGCUUGCAGAUAUUACAAGAAUUGUUGUGUGGAAUGUGUGUGAAUGCAAAAAAAGUGCUAAAAAUAAGAGUGAAAAAGAGCUCAGACCACUGACUGGAUCCCUAAAGUACAGGGAUAGUAAAAUAUUGCAUCACACCACCAGGUGGCAGAAGUGAUGCAUCAAUGUUACUUUCAAUAUAUAAUACAUAAUGCACAAAGCAAAAAAUCAAAAGCGGGUGCUAAAUGUUUAGUAUUAAACUAACAUAAUAAAGCUAUACAAAAACACAAACUACCAAAGAGUUGCUAUCAAAAAUACUAAAAACGUUGAACAACAUGUGCCACAUAGUAUUUAACCCAAUCAUAGGAACAUAAACUACACAAUGUUCUCAUUAAGCCCUUUGGGGGCUACAGUGUCCAAUCGGUGAAUCCAAUGAGCAUCUCUUUGUAGAAGUAAUUUGGAUCCAUCCCCUUCAUGUGCAACGGGGGCAAUAUGGUCUAUAGCGAUAAACCUAAAAGUGGGAAGUCUGGGUUGUCCUGCCAAAAAGUGUUUUUCUACAGGUUAAUCAGUCCACUGGUCCCUAAAUGCUGUUGUGAUAGUGGACCUGUGUCCCCCUGUCCGAUCCCUCAAUCAGAGAUCCAUCUUCCCCAAAUAAGCAAGACCACAUGUAAAUUACAUGAUUAGUUGUAUUACAAUGUAUUGUAAUAUGGGAAAUCGUUUCCCACUGUGUGAAUGUGCGAAUGUACUUCCGCUGAUCUUGUGGCUGCAGGUAAGGCAUUUGUAAGAUCCCACCUAGGCAGUAUCCAUUUAUAUUUUUCAUACAGGGUGAGUGCCAAGUGAUUUGGUAUUUAGAUAUAGAUAUAACUUUUUAUAUAUAUAUAUUUUGGAAGGAAAAAAAGCUUUUAUAAGUAUAUUAAAAAUUAUUGAAUUAUUUGUAAGACAUCCAAAAUUAUUAAAUUGAAUCCUAAUUCUGAAUGGGAAAAACCAGGGCCAAACUGAUCUGGUAAAUUACUUUAAUUCGCCUGUAGUUUAAACUGGUUAUAUUUGCCUCAAUCUUUGCAUUUGGAUUUAAUUUGUGAAAAUCUGAAGUUUAGAGUCUUGCUCUCUGUCUUCCUCCAUAGUGUUUUGUGUGGUGGCUAGGUGUAAUGAGUGUGUGGGUCUGUGUUGACCAUAUGUAUUGUGUUUGUACAAAUUCCACACCCCUGUACAGGUUCAGUGGUAUGGAACUUUUUUUUUUUUUUUAAAUCAACCUAUCAAGGGGUAAUUUGAAUUACAAAAAAUAGGGCCUGAGCCAAGAGCCAUAGACAUUACUAGGGGGCUAUAGUGGUCCUUUAAAUCUCAAUGGAAAUACAAGGACCAAAAUAGCUGAAAAAUAUUCUAACUCUAAUAUAGUCAUACAACUGGGUUCGUGCAACAUUACUUUUGGCUAGCACUAGGGUUAGAAAGAGAGCGCUUUUUAGCAUGAUGGGCUUCCAUAACCACAGAAUAGGUAGAAUGGGCACUACAUUAACCUUAAACCACACAUUUUUCUUGGAGAAACGUAACAAAAGAAAUGCAAAACGCAUUAGUCCAAUCUUGAUGAAGAAUGUUGUCAUCCUGUAAACAAACAAAAAUCCUACACUAUUUUAUAUGGACACUGUACGGUAGAAAUGAGGAACCAUUGUUUUGCAUUAUGUAUAGAUUGAAUUAAAAUUGUGCAAAAAUGUAUUUACAAGAAAAGUUAAUUAAAAACCUGCCUUAUACCUUAACACUUUGCAGACUAGUCUUCUGUUUUGUUGGCCAGUCAUCCCAUUCCCAUAUAUGUGUGCGACGUCAUUGACGUUUCACGUGCAGAUUUUGUUUUGCCAUUCUUCUUAAAUAUUUUUAUAGCAUUAAAUAUAAAAGCAGUUUAGUGCAGUGGUAAUGUAUAGAUUUAGAACUAGAAAACAAAGGUCUGCUUCCUGUAAGAUUUCACCAGUAAGUGUGGUUGGUCACUAGAUACUUAAAGGAAGACUCCAGACCCUUGCUGCUUGCUGCCGUGCUUUAUGUAUAUAGCAUGUGUCCUGUUGUUUUUUUUGUUUUGUUUUGUUUUAUUAAGUGCGGAUUUAAAUUGGCACUUUUAGAAAUUUGUUACACCCCACUGGCUGUCAAUCAGACAUCAGAUUCUGUUACUUCCUCCUUUUUUUUUUUUUUACCCCAUUGGAGCUAAAUUCAAGAGGCAGGCAAUGAAAAGGCUGUAGAUCUAUAGGUUUCGGUCUCCUCUUCUCUCUCUCUGGUUAUAUUCAUGUAAUUAUUUUUAUUUUUUUGUAUGUUACCUGUUGGUAACAUUUAAAGACAUGCAAAAUGUGUUUUUUCUCUGUAUACUGAUGUUUUGCAUCUUCUGUUCUGGUUAGGAAAAUCAUUGUUUUCACAUGAGUAAAUGCUUCCUUUUUACAGAUGUGUUUCUUUUUCUGUAGUCUAAUAUUUGCACUGUAUUCCUAGGUACCUUAAACGUAAUCACACUUAUUCCGUGGUCUCUGUUUCACCACCAUUUAUCCGUCCGGCAGUAUCUGAAAGUCAGAUCGGCCUUAAAAUCCUGGACAAUGGGGUGCAGAGUCCCCCUCAGCACUACCAGGUAGGGUAUAUCUGUAUUGUCGCUUCUUGGCAAGUAUAUACAUUUAUAUAGAUUGCACAGCAAGUGUUUAAUGGUUAAUUUCAGUUUCCUGACCGCAGCCUUUGCAAAUGUUACAUUUGUUUUCUUUAUCCACAUCCUAUUACAUAAUCCACAUUAUCAUGUACUUUCAACAGCCAGACCAUCGCUUGCUAACGCAUGAAGUACAUUUUCUAAUACAGCUUGGUUUUAUUUUGGGGUUUUUUUGUGUGUGCAUGUGGACCUUAGAAUCCAGAAACCCAGCUUUGAAUCCUGGUGUGAGACCACCUUACUGUUGGUAUACUUGGGAAAGACACCUGAUUAUGCAUAUAAAUAGGUGUAUUGCCCAAGCAAACUUACACUUUGUUGUAGGCAGAUAUGAAUCGUUACGCAAGACUGCCAACGAUAUAUACCUGCGUACAUUUCGUUUAUUUCGUUUUUGAACAUUGAAAUGUAUGGUCUUGCCCCGAACUUGCAUUUUGUUCAUUUGUAAAGUCCACUGAAUGAGUUAUAUACUUUACAAAUUAAGGUUUUUUUUUGUUUUUUUCGCCAGUCACGAAGCAGCUUAGAGUUGACAGAGUCUCAAUCAGCUGACGCGGAUCCACCUCCACCACCAAAACCAGAUUUAAGCCGAUACGCAGGACUAAGAGCACAGCUAAUCCUGGGAGAAAGAGAAGGUGAUGACUGGAGGGGUGUACAUAUUAUUUCUUACAUGGGAAUGUAGAACUGUAAUUGAAUGAGUGGUUAUAAACAAAAUGUUAGUAUAUGAAGGAUGCAAAAAUAUGUAAAUGGCAUGCAGAUUGACAUCUUUCUUCUUCCAAUCCAGAGAGUGCUCCAUUAAAUGCAGAGAGCCCCCCUACUCCCACUAUGUACAGAUACCGUCCAGGAUACAACAGUGGUCCAGGAUUUAACAGUGGUGGAAGCAUACCAUCAUCUGGAGCCAAGGUAAAGGUUUUAUAGCCUGAAUUUGAAUUUAAGCUCCACUAAUUUUAUUUUAUUAAUACAACCUACAGACUAAGAAUACCAUGAAUAUGUAACUCAACUAUGCAUUCUGUGUGUUUUACAUGGCUUUAUCCAUACUUGUUAUGAUUACAUGCCACCAUAGUCCUAUGUUUAAACUAUAAUUUAUCUUAUUAGAAGAAUGUUCCUGAUUCUUUUAUUCUGAUUCUCUCCACCUAGCUCUCUCGUGUAGACAGUCUUCAGGACUCUCCUGUCCCUACAUCGGAUCUAUCCCGGCCCCCAAGUUCUCGCUCUGAACCUAGUCUGGAGCCUGAUCCUUCCUGUCACCCACCACCUGCUCGCUCCUCUAGCUUACGGUCAGCUACAGGUGGUCCUGGACCACUGCCAUCUCUUCCUUCUGAAGGGACAACAUCCACUUCCUACAAGAGUCUUAAUCAGACACAGAAUGGCAGCCUAUCGUACCAGAGUUUGCUCAGUCCCUCUGAUGAAACAGAGCCAGAAACAGCCGGAAUCUCCUCCCCCUAUAUUUCAACCAGGGAGCGUCCUCGUCCAGCCUGUCCUCCUCCUAUUGCCCCUCGAUAUGGCAAGCCUAGGAUCAGCCACCACCGAAGUGGGGAUACAGAUGUAGCCGCUCUGCCCCUUCUAACACUAAAGUGAGUUUUAUGACCUUUUCACCAUUUUCAUUCAGUCACUGAAUGCCAAAUAAUCUCUUUUCCUGCCAUCACUAUAACUGUUUCUGUUACUAAUACAGGGAUCAGUCUCCUGUGAAGUCUCCGCAUUCUCGCAGUAAUGGCCAGGCUACUGUCUCUCCUCCGGUUAGCCCAUCACGUCCAGGGGGCGUAAAGACUGUAUCCGGUGUGGGUGGAACUACAUAUGAGAUAUCUGUAUGAGAAGAAGAGACCUUAGAGACACAGAGACUGUCACAAAAAGACAGCACACCAGCGUGAGCAUCAGAGAUGGCCAGUGCUGGCACUUUACUGUCUGGCCCCUGCUGUUCGGUUGCAGCCACCUGUGGGAUUUUUGAGAUUUUGCUUUGGGUUUUUAUUAUGUUUCUAUUCAGAUUUUAAUACCCCCUUUCUGUCCACAUAAAUCCGAUUUGAUAGUACAAGUCCACAGUGGACUCGCAGGGCAGUAUUUGUCUGGCAAAUAUUUACUUUUGUGGUCUUUUUGGGGAGUGAUCUUUGUUAAUGACAGAUCAGUAAUUCCCUUUUCCACAGUGCUUUUGAUUUUUUUUUUUUUUUUUUUCUGCAUCACCAGAGGAUUAAUGACCCUAUCUGGCCGUUACUGAUGAUAUAUCUACAGGUUAUCCUGUGAGGAUUCAGGAGUAGGAAGUUUUUUUCCUCCUCUUAUGAUGUGUGGAUAGUGGGGGCACUACUCUUUUUAAUGUUUAUACUUUUUAUUUUUCUUUAUCUGAGAGGGGAUGUGAUCUGCACAAAUUUAUAAAUACAUAUAAAUAUAUAUAUUAUUUUACAGUUGGGGCGCAGGCAAUAAAUCUCCCUUCCCCACCUCCCUGACAAGGGUACUUUGAGGGAGGGUGCCUUCAUUUUUAUUAUUUCAUUUACAAAAAUGAAUAAAAGACCAAAAUGCGGAAACAUGCAGUAUGUCUUUUUUAUGUUCUGCAUCAAUAUCAGAAUUACAUUUACGUAUUGUAUAUAUUUAUUAUUAUUUUUAAUUUUUUUUACGACUUGGGCUAAUGCAUACAAAAAAAUAUUUUUAGAUAAAUGGAUGUUUUGGAAAUUGAUAUAAUCCGAAGAUAUUUAAAUUGUUUACUCCACAAAGAGUAAAAAGGAAAAGCAUCAUGUUUAAGGUACAUAUCGGAGUGAAAUGACCAGGUGAACACUAAAAUCUUUGCUGUGCCAUAUCAAUAUAAAUGUUCCGUAGCAGUGUGAAGGGUAUAUUGCACUCCUUGUUUUUCACACCAUGUUGUCUCAUUAUGCAUGAUUUGUUUUGAAAUAACCCUCAAUCUUUUUAUAAUUCUGAAAUGGGGGUGAACAGAAGAGAUGUGUAAAUCAAAUCAGAAUUUUGUGUGAAUCCACCUUUGCCUCGAAAACCGCAUCAAUUCGUCGAAGUACAUUUGCUUACAGUCUUGGGGGAUCAUGCCAGGGCUCCUUGUUUGUUUUGGUAAAGAUUGUUCUUUUUUUCUUAAUUUUUAUUAUAAUUUUCUAUUUUAGUUGUGCAUGAAAAGUUACACCAGUUUGGUAGCCUUGACAGAAAAUCAGUACCGCCAGGUGCCAGCCGCAGCAUUAUGUGUCAUAUGAAACUAACUUAUAGACAGUAUUGCCUUAAAAGCAGCAUAAUAUAAAGAGCCGGCUAAACUGAGGCACGAAAAGCAUUAGAGGGUAGACAGGUUAAUUAGCCAAUGCCUAACAUGUUGUGUGUUCUGUCCUGUCUGCGGUGCAAACCCAAGUACUGCACGUUCAUACCCCACCAGCCCCAGGCUGCUAUACGGUCUAUGUCGCCAGACCCACUGGUCCCCCUCUGAGCUCUCUCCAGGAUUUGGUCUCGAAGUCUUCCAACUUGCCUUUUCCGCUCAAAAUGGGUAAGGACCCUUUAAAGGGCGUGGGAGUUUUGCUUUGCCUCACGGCCAUUUUGGGUUGCUGGUCGCAGUAAGGCCACAUGUCAGGUAUUGCUGGUUCCUGCACAGGGUAGCGGGCAAGUACCACUAUGGGAACCAUGAUAAUCCCCACCAGUCCACAAAGGGGGGGGGGUGGACACGAGGGCCCUGAUUCCGGGCUUCAACCAUGUGUAGCAUCGGGGGAUCGGCCGCCUUCCCCACGCUGACCAUGCUUGUAGGCCGCAAACAGCAUCCAGGUAAGUACUACAGGAAGAACCACUUGUCUGGUGUCAGCAUGUUCCCCAUGUCACCUGUCGCCUAGUGGCCCUUAGAAGUCGAGUAGAGGCUCUAAGAUUUUAUCUGCAAUGUUUGCAGCUUAGAGCAGGAGCUGCAGUGGUACACUUCUGCUUUGUUCAGCAGUCAGGCCCUACCCCCGCUGAAGAUUGUUCUUAAUGAUUGUGAUUGUAUGUUUGUGGUCAUUGUGGUGCUGCACAAUAAAUUUGGAGCCAAUCAGAUGCCUCCCUGAUGGUACUGCAUGAUGCUGUACAUCUCCGCAUUGAUGAAACCAUUCAUUCUGACCAAAUACAUUAAAGAAAUGCAGUCCCAAGUUUGCAGACUUGUUUCACUGCAGACACUCAUUCAUGUACCACUCUCCAGGCCUUCAGUAAACAAACUGCUCUCUGGUACAAGCCAAAUAUUUCAGAUUUGGACUCGUCAUUCCAGAGCACCUGCUUCCUUUUUUAUUUUUACACCCCAGUUCUUGUGUUAUCGUGCAUAGUUGAGUUGCUUAGCCUUUUUCUCACAUCAGAGUUAUGUCUUUUUGGCGGCAAGAUGCCCAUUUCUUUGUGCUUCUUUAGAAGACUUGGCCAGCACACCUAGAAAUUCCUGACUGCUUUGAAAUGUCUGCCUGGGAGACACGUUGGUGCAUUACUGUAUAACUGCUUUGUGUUUUGCUGCUGUGCUCAGUUUUGCCAUGAUAUGACUUUAACUGACAUUAAACUGCCUUCACCUCGUUAGCAAAGUUUGGUUGUUCCUCAGCCAGUUUUAUUCCUCCUGAACAGCUCUUGCUUUUUACUUCAUGAUUGUGUUUCAAUCUACAUAUAAAUUGAUGAUCAUUAGCACCUUUUUGGGUAUAUUUGUUUAAUCAUGCAUCUGACUAUAUGCCCAAUAAAUCCCUGUUGUUUGUGCAAUUGUACCUAGAGAAUUGAUGCUGUUAUGAUUGCAAAAUAUGGUCACAUCAAUUGAUAUAAAGUUAGAGUUUCUACUGUUCGCUCACUUUGCAUUUUGUAAAUUGUUAAAAAUAAACUAUUUACAUUUAAACAAGUGAUGCUAUAAAACACAUUGAUUUGCUUACUUUUCCAUUGUAGGUCAUUAUUUGCAGACCUAUUGUUACACAAAACAACAAACCAUAAGUACUUUUAAAAGAUUUUGUCUAGUCACUAUUACUUUAUUCAAACCUCAUUAUCCAGUA
Molecule: messenger RNA, 49109 nt
Organism: Pelobates cultripes (western spadefoot toad)
Lineage: Eukaryota; Metazoa; Chordata; Amphibia; Anura; Pelobatidae
Source: the annotation of a GenBank genome assembly